GUUUGGGUGACAUAAUGAUUGUUAUUCACAGCCUGAACAUCAGAAAUAGAAAGAGUAAUAAUAUAUUUCAAAAACUGGCUAAUGGUUAAAAAAUGUGCUUUUGUUUUUAUUCUUGAGUUUUAUUUUACUUUGUGUUUAUUUCUUUUCCAGGAGGGUGACGUAAAAAUUGAAGAGCAGGGACCCAGGGAGAGGGAGAGACUGGAGUGCAAAGGAAAGAAACCUCCUGCCGGCCAAGUUGGGACCAUCAGGGAUCUUCUGCCUCGAGCAGAUUUAUGUCAGAUUAAGCAGGAGGCAGAGGAGGGGCAGCCGCAGCAGCACUGGGAGGCCCAGAAGCAGGAUUUCCUGAAGACGAUGCAGCCCCCUCGUUCAGGGUGGGAAACCCCACAGGCUCCCAGUCCUCCCCACUCCGGGGAUGGUGUCCUCUCCUUCAGGGGAGCUGCGGAUGCCAGUCGGUGGCCCAGUGGGAGAGCAGGGGGAGCAGACCAGACCCUGCUCCCAGACACUGAGGGGCUUCUGGGAAAGGUAAGUGCCCUCCUCUCACCUGGGUUUCCAGCACCUGGAGGUCACAGGUCCACUGCCUCUCGACAUGGAGGUUCUGUUUAGCUAUGGUGGUGGAUAUUCCUCCUCCCUUCACUUCCUCUCUAAUCCACUUUAAAAAGCCUUGCUAGACCAAACUUUCUUACACAUGGGAGGUUUGCGAUCAUAUCUCCUGAUGUUGUUACUUUAAUAAAGCAACCACAGGGGACUCGGAAUUUCAUCAGAGCAGAAGCUACGUCAGAAGAGGGGUCCUUCCACCAACCCCCGUUUUCCUCCUCUAAAUUUCCUCCAUUCCCCCACUGGGGUAGAAAUCUUGGCACGUCUUGCAGCCUCAGCGCUGCCAUGUGCAGUGCAAAUAGAAUAACACUGGCCUACCUUGCAAGAUUGUUCCAAGAUUUAUUAGGAUAAUGGCCAGGUUCAGAUGACUGAAUCACAGCCUGAAAAUCUGGGUUAAAAAUAGGAACAGUUUGUAAUGCAUUGCUGCAGCAAAGUUAUGCUAAAGCCUAAGUUGACCCAAGUUUAAAACAAAAAACUCUAGCCGCCACCACAGUCUCCUGGCCCCCACAACCAGAAUGCAUCACUCCAGGAAGGACUCCCACCCAACCUUUAGUGUGAGAGGGCAAAAGAAAAGGACUCUGCAUGGGUAGUUGCACAAAUUUACCAGCUGUGGUCCUGCACUGGCAGCGAGGCUAACAAACAGGGGAGCUGGGAAUGUGCUGGUCCCGUAUCUCCCUGCAUCUGCCUCCUGACCUAAUUGUCCCACCUUACCUCAUGAUUGGGCCGGCCCUGAUGGGGAACUGUGAUGAAGCCAUAACUAACAAACUUUCCAUUUUGCUCAAACCAGGAAACUACGGCUGCCAGCUUUGGAAUAAGCUAGGAUAUUAAGCUAACUUCAAACUGUGUAGGAAUGAAUCCACGACAGACGAGAGAGGCAGGUGUAACAUGAGGUGUCUGCCAGGGCGGACCCCGUGAGCCUCUUUUAUUGAAUAUUACAAACAUUGCCACAGGUGGGCCUGUGGCUGAUUGGUUGAUGCAUACACAAAGAAACUUGUUGCUGAUUGGUUAACAUAAGUACAAGGCGGGGAUUACAUGUGAGAGGUGGGAAUUACAUAUGUUCAUUUAUCACUAAUAGAUUAAAGGCUGAGAAACGGAGCUGGAACUAGACAGGCAUGAAGCCUCCUAAUUAAAUUAUAACUAGAGAUUGAUAUGGCAUAAAACAAUUACUAAUGAUUGAUCAUAACAUGAAAGAAUACAAUAAUCAAGUUCUGUAGAUGUCAGCUAGGCAUGAAGAGCAGGUCAUGUUGUUUUCCAUGAACUUAGGAUGACUGAACAAGGAAGGAAUGUCUUGUUGUUUGGAACAGGUUUGCACAGGGUGUGCAGAAGCAGGGAAAAGAUUAUAAGCAAGACUUCCCAGAAUGCAAGAGAAAAGGAGCAAGGCUUCCCCAUAAUGCAACAGUUAUGGGCAGAAGGAAAACUUCCCUUUAAAACUGUGCAGGAAACUCUGGCUGAUCAGUGGCUUCGUGGUUUGACUGAUCCCACUGAAAGCAGUAAAAAUAGGAAGCCCUGUUGCGUUCAAAGGGGUUGUUUGGACAGAGUCUCUGAUCAGCAUGCCUAGCAGGACAGGCUUAAAAAGGUAAAGGGACCCCUGACCAUUAGGUCCAGUCGUGACCGACUCUGGGGUUGUGGCGCUCAUCUCGCUUUACUGGCCGAGGGUGCCAGCGUACAGCUUCCGGGUCAUAUGGCCAGCAUGACUAAGCUGCUUCUUGCGAACCAGAGCGGUGCAUGGAAACGCCGUUUACCUUCCUGCCGGAGCUGUACCUAUUUAUCUACUUGCACUUUGACGUGCUUUCGAACUGCUAGGUUGGCAGGAGCAGGGACCAAGCAAUGGGAGCUCACCCCGUCUCGGGGAUUUGAACUGCCAGCCUUCUCAUCGGCAAGUCCUAGGCUCUGUGGUUUAACUCACAGCGCCACUCGUGUCCCAGGACAGGCUUAGGAAUCUAUUAUUAUUAUUAUUAUUAUUAUUACUUGCAUCCUCCCUAUCUGACUGGGUUGCCUCAGCCCAUCUAGGUAGCUUCCAACAAAAUAAAAACCAUCAAAAAUUUCCUUGUAAAAGGCUGCCUUCGGAAGUCUUCCAUUUCUUAGAAAUGGCCUUCAGUUUUAAAGAAUUGCCCUCUUUAAGGAAUCACGUGAUGUAAACAUGUAUGUCGUCCUCUACGUCCAAACACACACAGACACACACAUAGUAGGAACAAGCAGUGCUUUAAAGUGCUUAUCUUGCAAACUUGCCAUCUAAGUUGUUUACUCCUGACCAAAGCUCCUGUUUCCCAAAAGGACAGGAGAGGGAGCAGAGGAGGAAACCGAUGGGUUUGAAGGCUCUUUCCCUCAGCUGCCUCUCUCCCUUGAGGAACAAGAGAAAAGGGUGUUUGCAGGGCAGGAGGACAGAGGAGGAGACAGCGAGGGCAGAGGGAGCAGUGGGCGGAUCCACCGCCUCUCCAGGGGGUCCUGAUGCAAGCAAGGGGCUUCCUUCUUCUCCAUGCAAGGGCCACCCAUGUAUUCAGAGCAGUCCUUUGCAAAUUAACUCUUAAGUUCUAUGGGAUCUACUCUCAGGCCACUAAUGUGCAUACCAUGCCAGCCUUAGGAAGGGAGGUGGGACAGGCAGGUGAAAGGAAUUGCCAAAGGUGUUUGAAAAUGGGUGGAGGGUUUUGGGAAGGGGAUGCCCAAUUGGGGCUUCUCCAGGGGCAGCAGAAUGUCUUGGGCAGGAGAAUUCCUGAAAGGGCUCUGAGACUCCCUUGGCUUCUUCUUCCCUCCCUCCCAGGAAGCUGCAACUUGCUCUGGAUUCUGCGCUCCUCAGGAAGCUGAACCUGCAAUCCUAGCUGAGACUGAACCUGCAACGCUGGCCAGGAUGGAAGGAGGAAGAUGGACAGUUGACCUGGUCAGGCUGUCUCCCGCAUCCCUCCCCACAACCUCUGAGCAUUCCCUCCCAGAACCCUUGGAGAAAUCUGGUGAGUUCCAGGGGAGAGGAGAUGGGGACAGGGAUAGAUGGAUGGUGGAGGGAGAAAGGGGAAAUGAUGGAGAGGAGACAAAUGGAAGGAAGUUCCUGACAGGAAGAAGGAAGUUGUGAGGCCUUCUCCAAAGCAGCUCUUUGUUUCUUGAAUCCUUUUCGUAAAGUACUGGGUGCAGAUUUUCUUAGGUGAAAUCUUAGGUGUUAUUUCCACGGCAGGAAUAAUUGAUGAUAAUGAUGUUGCACACCUGUCAGGGGUUCAGGAGCAGAGGCAAGGGCAAGGGAGGAAACAGAGAGCGAGGGAGAGGAGGCAGAAGAAAAGAUGAGUGAUGACGACGACCCGAGAUCUCCGAGUCUUUCCAGUGAAUCAGAAGAUUCACAGAAAGGAGCACCAGUGGCCAGGGCAAGGGGGGGCCUAGGGGGACACCCCAGGAAGAUAGAGCCAGAGGGGACUCAGAGGGGAGCAGUUGGAAAUCAGGACCAGCGUCACCGCCAGAGAGCAGGGAAGAGGAAGGGCGCCAGGGAUCAAGCGCUGGCAGCUCACAGGGGGGAGGGCACGAGUCAGGAGUGGCCACACCUCCAUCGGGGAGCGAAGAAACGGUCAGACGGAAGGUGGAAGGUUGGGCGCGCGUGCCAAGUUCAAAUGCACAGGAAGGUGGCGCAGUAGGCAGCCCGGAAAGGGAGCCAGGUCCUAAAGCCCGCCGAAAGGAGGGAGAAGAGUCAGGGGGGUCAGCGUCAGCGUCAGAGGAAUCCCGGAAGGAAGAGACCCCGGGGGGCAGAGGGACCCAGAGAAGAACAGUCAGGCGGAAAAGGUGGAGCAAGGCUAGGAUAUUAAGUUGGUGUACAAGGGGCGGAGACUCAGAUGGAGCUUCGCCGAUCUAACCAUGAGACGUAGAGUUGCACGCAGCAGCUUGAGAAUGGAAACUGUAACUCAAUAAAGACUUUUAUUUAAUGAUCGCUGGCUAGCGUGAUCCUCUGUGAGCUAGGAUCUGGAAGCAGCUCUGACAGUAAGCUCCAUCUCAAGAUUGUGGGCAUCUACGUCCUCGCGGAGAGGAGAGAAAGCGGGUGCCUACUAGCGAGCUCACGAACGGCAGACAACAUGACGGCCGAACAGCAGAUAGUGGAACUCAGAGAAGCAGUGACACGACUGAAUGCCGAGGCUCUUGCAUCCAGGAAGAGAGAGGAGGACGCAGCUGCCGCCUACAGGGAUCUCCAGGUCAGGUUGGAAGUGCUUACGAAGCAAGGGCAACUGACACCCAAACCGGAGGGGAUUGGGUUGGGGAGACGAACAGGCGGUCUGGUCUCUCACUUCGAUGGGAAUUUGCAACAGUACCCCAACUUUAGAGCAGAUGUAAUGUGUGCACUGCAACUGCUGAACAAAGACUUUAGAGAUGAGCAAGAGAAGGUGGGAUUCAUCAUGUCCCAUUUGCAUGGAGAUGCUAAAGCAUGGCUGCGCAAUUUGUGGAGAGAUAAGGAUCCGGCGCUCCAAAAUGCGGAUGCCUUUAUUAAAGCGAUGGAUGGGUGCUUUUUAUCAAGCAUUGACGUGGAUCUUGCUCGGCAGGAGAUACAUGGACUGAAGCAAGGGAGGGCCAGCGUAAGGCAGUACCAUGCCCGCUUUUUCGCUUUGGUCAGUGCCCUGGAAUGGGACAGAGAUUCGGCUCCUGUAAGAGACCUGUUUUGGGAGGGAUUGCACGGCUCGGUUAAAGAUGAAAUUGCGAGGGGGGAGAGACCCCGGACCACGCAGGAGAUCGUUCAGAGGGCGCUGGCGGUGGGGGUGCGGCUGGAAGGACGUCCGUGGAGCAGGGACGAAGGGCGUGGAGGGCGCGAACCAGCCAGGGGCUCCUCCUUCCUUCCCAGAGAAGCAGCGCGUGCGCAAUCCACGCCUCCGCCAGGAGGAGGAGCGGAACCUAUGGAGGUUGGAGGUGCAAGGGCUCAGUCAGCAGCCAGAGCCCUAGCACCGGCAGCAGUGAAAGCGAAGCCUCCUAGAGGGAACAGGAAGUGUUACAUCUGCGAUGAUCCACAGCAUAUGGCGAAAGAGUGUCCCCAGAGGCUCCACAAGCACACUGCAGCCUCAGCAAUGGUAACUGCAGCAACGCAGCAAGGACAACCACAGCAGGGAAACGAAGGAGUCUGGUUGGAGGAAGAGGCACUGGGGCCCAGCCAGACGUGUCAGUGAAGCAGUCCCCAGAGAUUUUACAGCCCAUGGACCCCCUCCCGCCCAAACCGGUAGUGAAGCUCACCGCGUCGCUCCAGCUGCCCAAUGGAAUCACCAUGGACGUGCCAAUCACCAUUGACUCCGGAAGCAAUGCGGACUUUAUAGGGCAGGACUUUGUCGACCGGCACGCUAUACAGUUGCUGCCUGCCACGCUGCCCCUGCAGGUUGUCACGGUGGAUGGCAGGGAGCUGCUAGGGGGGCAAGUGGUGAAGCAGACGCCACCAAUGGUGAUGCGACUUGGGAAUCACAGGGAAAUCAUCAGCUUCAAUGUCACUCAACUAUCGGACACGCCCAUUGUAUUGGGCAUGAGUUGGCUGGACAAGCACAGCCCGACGCUGGCUUGGUACCAGAGGCAGCUGACCUUCGGCUCUUCCUUUUGCGCUGAACACUGCAUCGUGCCCAGGCAGGAAGGAGGGGAAGAGGAGUCACAGCUGCAGCUAGGCACGCUGCAAGCGGUUCCCCACAAGUACGCAGAAUUUUUGGAGGUUUUCUGCGAGAAAGAGGCAGACAGGCUACCCCCCCACAGACCAUAUGACUGCAAAAUUGACCUGCUGCCGGGGGCGGCGCUGCCCAAAGGGAAGCUGUAUUCCAUGUCUGAGGACGAACUGCAGGAACUCAAAGAGUUCAUAGAUCAUAAUUUGGAGCUCGGUUUCAUCCGAGAGUCCAAGGCAGCGGGGGGCAGUCCUGUAUUCUUUGUUAAGAAGCGGGACACGCCCCAAAAAAGACUUGUAGUGGACUUUCGCAUCUUGAACAGUGUGACCAAGCCAUCGGACUUCCCCAUGCCCCGAAUCGACGACCUCCUCGCAAAGGUACGGAAGGGCGGAGUGUUCACCAAGUUGGACCUGCGAGGGGCAUACAACCUCAUUCGCAUGCGGGAGGGAGAUGAGUGGAAGACAGCCAUGUUCACGCCCCUGGGCACCUACGAAUAUAGAGUUAUGCCUUUUGGAUUGCAAAAUGGCUCCCACGUUUUUCAAGCUUUCAUGCAUCACGUGUUGGCGGGGCUCCUCUACAAGACGUGCGUCUGUUUCUUGGAUGACAUCCUGAUCUUUUCGGAAUCGCAGCAGGAGCAUGACAGACACGUCAAGGAAGUGCUGAGCAGGCUACAGCAACAUAGGCUUUCCGCCAAGCUGGAGAAGUGCCAAUUCGACGUGACCGAGGUGGAUUUCCUGGGCUACAAGUUGUCUGAUAAAGGGCUCGCCAUGGACAGCGCCAAGGUCCGAGCAGUGUUGGAUUGGAAAAGCCCACGCAACCGGAAGGAGGUCCAACGGUUUGUCGGCUUCGCGAACUUCUAUCGCAAGUUUAUCAAAGGCUUUGCGAUGCAGACAGCGGCCAUCACGGACACGCUCAGCUCCAAGAAAAGAAGUUCAUCUGGACAGAGCAGGCGGAGCAGUCCUUUCAGGCACUCAAGCGUCUCUUCGCGUCGGAAGAGCAGCUGCUUCAUGUCAACCCCAGCAGGCCGAUGAGGGUGGAGACAGACGCUCGGACAGAGCCGUGGGAGCAGUCCUGCUGCAGAAAGACCCGCAGGGGGUUUGGAGGCCGGGAGCGUUUUACUCAAGGAAGCUCAGCAAGUCCGAACAGAACUACACCAUCUGGGACAGGGAGUUGCUGGCCAUUCAUGCAGCGUUCAAAGCGUGGAGGCACUUCCUGAUCGGCGCCAAGCACACGGUGCAGGUCUGCACGGACCACAAGAAUCUAGAGCACUGGCGCACGGCACAGUUCCUGAACCAGAGGCAGAUACGUUGGGCUGAGUUCUUUGCGAAUUUCGACUUCCGAAUAGAGUAUGUCCCGGGGGACACCAACAUCAUGGCGGAUGCUCUCUCCCGUAAGCCACAGUAUCUGGAGGAGGCAACGCCAGCGGCCGCCAUGCACAUCUUCGCACCGACAGUGUGGGCGUGCGCGGCGGCAACAGUUGACCUGGAUGCGGUGCGACGAGCGUUGCAGGAUGACUCCUUCGCGCAAGCAAAGAUGGCAGAGGUGCACAGGGGCACGGCAGCGACCGACGAGUUCCAGCUGCGAGAUGGUUUGCUCAUCCGUAAAGGGGCCAUCUACGUGCCGGGAGACGAACUCGCGCCAAGGUACUGCAGCAGCUGCACGACGCGCCCACUGCCGGGCACUUUGGCAAGGAGAAGACGGUGGAAUUAGUAGCCAGAGACUUCUGGUGGCCCGGAAUGAGAGGGGAGUCGCGGACUACGUGGCGAGGUGUGACACCUGCCAGAGGUCCAAACCAGUGCACAGACCGCCGGCCGGACUGCUGGAACCGCUGCAAACUCCGUUCGAGCCAUGGGAGAGAGUGGCCCUGGACUUUGUCACGGAUCUGCCCAGCUCGAGGGGCAAGACGGCUGUGCUGGUGGUGGUGGAUUUGUUCUCCAAGAUGGCACAUUUCAUUCCGUGUGCGAAGGUGGCCACGGCGGAACAAACCGCCAAACUGUUCAUAGACCACGUGUUCAAGGUUCACGGUCUGCCGCGGUCUAUUCUGUCCGACCGAGGGCGACAGUUCAUCUCGAACUUCUGGCAGAGGCUGAUGGGCUUCCUGAACGUCAAGAUCAACCUGGCGUCGGCUAGACACCCGCAGACCAACGGGCAAGCGGAGCGGGUCAAUGCCAUCAUGCAGCAGUACCUGAGAUGUUAUGCGAAUCAACAGCCUGCGACGUGGGUGGAUUACCUGCCUCUCGCCGAGUUCGCCUACAACAACACGAAGCACGUGUCCACGGGGGUCACGCCGUUCUUCGCCAACAACGGGAGGCACCCUAGAACCUUCCCGGGACUGGAAAGAAUGGGGGAGGGGGAGCCGCAGACAGCAGAUGCGUUCGCGUCGGAGUUGCAGGAGGUCCACGAUCAGCUGCGGCGGCACCUGGAGCUGGCUAAACACGCAUACAAGGUACAAGCGGACAAACACAGAAGGGUUGGCAAAGAGAUCCAUGUGGGAGACUGGGUCUGGUUAGCAGCCCACGCAGUGCCGGCCAGGUCGUUGGCGAAGAAGAAACUAGGGCAUAAACAACUGGGGCCCUACCAAGUCGACGAACAGGUCAACCCGGUGGCUUUCAGGCUGGCUCUUCCGGAGGGUUCCAGAAUGCAUCCGGUGUUCCACAGAUCGGUGCUCACUCCCUACAAGGCACCUCACAGGUUUCAGGAACCAGGAACGGCACCGGGUCCGCUCCGAGAGAGAACCGGGCAAGGGGGAGUGGCACAGGAGGAGCGCAUCAACGAAGUCACGGAGAUUUUGGACUCCAGAUGGGGGGAGAGGGGGGUAGAAUACCUUCUCGCCAAGGAGGGCACCCCGGCCAGUGCCAACAGCUGGGUGCCGGGCUACGCUUUAGACGAACCUCUGCUCAAAGAAGAGUUUCAUGCCCUCUUCCCACAUAGGCCAAUGCCAGCAGACUUUUUCGACGACUGGCUUUUCACGCCCACGCUUUCAGCCAGCACGUUCCGGGGGUUCGACUCGGACGAGGAACUGACACGAGACGCCCGUUCCCCAGAGGGGUCACCCUCAGGAUCUGCUUCAGAACCCUCGUAUUGGUGGGAUGAUCGACCAGAGGAGCAGUUCCGCAGAAGGUGGCUGGAGGGUCCAGGACGAGCAACGUCUCCAGAAGGCAACGAGGGAGAGACGGACAUGGACGUUUUCGGGGACGACCCGGGUUUCGAGCACGGCGGCACAGAGAUGGAAGCGGAGGUGACCGUCGUCAACGAGAGCAGGGAGGAAGAACCGGAAGACUUCGGAUGGCGGCCCGCCACGGGAAGCGAACUGUAUCCGACAUUCGUCCCCCUGACACGGCAGCACCCAGAUCCCGCACCGGAAGGAGGGGAGGGGGGGAAGAGGGGGCUUCGAGGGGGGGAUGGAUGUCAGGGGUUCAGGAGCAGAGGCAAGGGCAAGGGAGGAAACAGAGAGCGAGGGAGAGGAGGCAGAAGAAAAGAUGAGUGAUGACGACGACCCGAGAUCUCCGAGUCUUUCCAGUGAAUCAGAAGAUUCACAGAAAGGAGCACCAGUGGCCAGGGCAAGGGGGGAGCCUAGGGGGACACCCCAGGAAGAUAGAGCCAGAGGGGACUCAGAGGGGAGCAGUUGGAAAUCAGGACCAGCGUCACCGCCAGAGAGCAGGGAAGAGGAAGGGCGCCAGGGAUCAAGCGCUGGCAGCUCACAACAGGGGGGAGGGCACGAGUCAGGAGUGGCCACACCUCCAUCGGGGAGCGAAGAAACGGUCAGACGGAAGGUGGAAGGUUGGGCGCGCGUGCCAAGUUCAAAUGCACAGGAAGGUGGCGCAGUAGGCAGCCCGGAAAGGGAGCCAGGUCCUAAAGCCCGCCGAAAGGAGGGAGAAGAGUCAGGGGGGUCAGCGUCAGCGUCAGAGGAAUCCCGGAAGGAAGAGACCCCGGGGGGCAGAGGGACCCAGAGAAGAACAGUCAGGCGGAAAAGGUGGAGCAAGGCUAGGAUAUUAAGUUGGUGUACAAGGGGCGGAGACUCAGAUGGAGCUUCGCCGAUCUAACCAUGAGACGUAGAGUUGCACGCAGCAGCUUGAGAAUGGAAACUGUAACUCAAUAAAGACUUUUAUUUAAUGAUCGCUGGCUAGCGUGAUCCUCUGUGAGCUAGGAUCUGGAAGCAGCUCUGACACCUCCCCAUUGUCUCUUUGCUCACAAAUCCUGUCUUAAGAGCAUAUCUGUGUAUGAAAAGGGUGAGCCUGUGACCUGGAUUCAGGAACUAAAGUAUUAACCAUCACCAAAAAUGGCCAGGAUGCCCAGGUAAAAGCAAUCAAUGACCAUUAUCAGGUAUCCUGGCAGACAGGUUUUCUGCUGUAGACCACCCAUUCUGUGAUGUAUGUAUGAUGUUUUGGGGGGUGGUCUUGAGCUACAGAGGAGGCAAUUUUCAAAUGUCUAUAUAACAGCUUGCACACCAUUGUUCUAGGUUCCUCUCCUCCCUCCCUGCAUGUGGGGAGUGGGGGACCCUGUUACAACAGUUUGAUAAAGAUCAUGCUUGCUAGCUGCUUUGCUUCUCAAUAUUCUCUGGCUGGCCUGUUGUUAUUAUUAUUAUUAUUAUUAUUAUUAAUAAUAAUAAUAAUAAUAUAUUAUUACGGUCAGAGACCAGCUUGCUACUUAAGGACUCUAUAUGGGCUUUUAGAUACUCCAUAAGGGAGUAUCCAUAAGGGAAAGGGAGCAGUAUUUUUAGUAUAACAGCUGCAUACAGGUAUUACUGGAUAGAGCCAAUCGUCUUCCACCCCCCGUACAAUUAUGGUGUUUGGGAAAAAAGGGGCUUUUUCCGGGGGUACUCAAAGAUCCACAACAUUCCCCAACUGUUCAAAGUAUGGCACUUACUAUAACAAUUCCAUGGUGAGUACCUGCACCUUUAUUGCUUUAAAAGCAAGCACUGAAAAAAGGGGUUGCUUUUAAAAUUUAUUGCCUAAUUUUUCAUGACAGAAAAUGAAGCAACGAACUCCACCUCGGUACUUACAAAUUAAAAUUGCCCUCCACUUUCUCUCAGUACUUCCCACGAAGAAUAUUUAUUUCACAUCCAUAGUGUACAUUCAGCACGUAUUGAAAGUACAUGGUUCCCCCAAAAAGAUUCAUGGGAGGGGUUGCAUGUGAGGAAUUAUUUGGCAGUUAGUUAGUCUGUCCGGCAGCUGCUGCUGCUGCAAGUCCCUGUUCAAUGUUCCUUUUUUUAAAAUAAUUUUUAUUAACCGGCCAAUCAAAUCAAAUUAAAUCACAUCACAUAAAUUCCGAAUUACAAAGCCGAAUUUUAAAUUUUGUUGGGGGGACCCAUAUUUCAAGAUCUGAAGGGAGAUUCUGAUCAUCUUCUUGCUACUGCGUUAAUGUCCAAAUCAGUCCAAAUCAAUCCAAACAGAGUUCAUAAUUCUAUCCAGUCUUAUCUUGCUGUUUCCACAUCACAUCUUGUUAAUAUAUUUUCUCUUUUUUCUUUAUGAUCUCUUCUGAUAGUCUCCUUAAGCCGAUAAACACCAAUAAUAAUCCUGUGUGAAUUUUUCCGUGUUCUUCCAAUCGUCAAAUCGAGAUGGUUUCCAUAUAUCAUCGCCUUCAUAGAUAACAUCGCUCUUUCCAUCAUUAAUCUCGCAAAACUGUCGCUCUUAAGUCCCACUGAGGAGUUUCACCCACAAUAUAAAAACAGCUCUAUUUCUCCUCUCAGACUUAAGUCCUCCGACAGAACUUCCCAAUAUGGCGACGGCAUUUUUAACUGCAUCAUUCCAAAGCUCUUAUACAUUCCACGCUCUUCUUAAAACAUGCUUUGGUUCGAAAGUUUAUCUCCACACAGCCUUAAAUCCACAGCUUAAGUCCUUAAAACGACAUUUCUGACUCGUGAGGGGAGGGGAUUCUUGUUUAAUCACAUAAGGAAAGAAAGGAAAGUUUUCCCCCCCUCCCCCAUCAGUCAUUUGCCAUACUGAGUCUUGGCAUAUCUUCUCAUGAUUUCUCUUUUUCCUCCGACUCGUCUUAUUUUAUCAGAGAUCUCUUCUGUUAGCAGUCUUUACUCCCCCUUCUUCCUUGAGAUAUGUGCAUUCCUUCAUCCAAAUUGUUUCUUUUGAAGUUCUUGCAGCUAGUGGCACGGAUCAUGGACGGCGUCCAGGAGCACCGGAAUCCCACAGGAGGGCUUUGUGCCUAGUGCCCCCAUCCCCACAAAUUCGGGGGUGGUAUAGGGCACAGCAGGCAAGGCAGUCCCCCCUACCAUCCUGGGGGUGGGGUAGGGAGGCUAAUUACUCCCAUCAUAGCCUCCAAAUUACCUCGUGUGGGUCGGAGAGAUGUUAUUGUCAGCCAUCUUCUGAUGCGCCCCCUAGUGGCCCCCCUGUUCAAUGUUCCUGUGUCUCUGUGUCUGUGAGGAGAAUAAAGGACACUGCAAAAGACACUGUGUAAUGAAUGUGCAAUAAGCCAGAGAGAGUGUGUUCCCUCCCUAUAAUGUAAACAGGGAGACUUCUGUCCAGGAGAUGGGGGGGGGGGGUUGCCCCUUCAGCAGACAUCAUAAACACACACACUGAUUACCAAAAUCAACACAAUCACUUCUGCAAAUGUCCCCACAAAACACAUCAUUAGUUUUUCCUACCUAUUCAAAGGGCCUCUACUGCACAUAACAAUUCACUGAUAAAUGUAUCUAUUUACUGGCUCACUGGGAAAUCUUCAGAAAUUCAUAUAGAAUCACUCGAGUGUUGGAUUUACACCAUUCCAACGUUGUUCUGUUCAGGAAGGAAAUGGCUGCCAAGGGAGGAGCUUGGGACAUGAGUGAGGGCAGCCAUAAUCCCUAAAGUGUGAGGCCAUGUACUCAGCAGCUCCUUUGCCUGAGUAAUAAUCUCUGGCAUCCUAAUACCUGAGUGUGCGACAGGUAGCCAUUCCAGAAACGAUAGCAAACCCAGAUCAAGACAAAAGGGUGUGAUUAACUUGGGCUGGGAAACAGGGACAUGUAAAUAUCUCUUUUGCAUCACUUGAUGAGUGUAUGGUGGAGGUCAGUCGAAGGGUGGGGGAAGCCCUAAUGCUCAGGUUUCUGUCGCCAGACCCUCCCAAUUUGUGAUGUAAUUUGUAAUGUAUCCAUGAUGUAAUUUUAGGGGUGUUGUAGGUAUCUCUGUAAAACUGAUCAAAGUGGGAGUCAUCCUUUGUUCUGGGCUUCCUUCCUGGUGGUAGGUGGAAGUCCUGUUGCAAUAGUUUUUUAAAAAUAAAGAUCAGGCCUCCUGGCUGCUGUUUUGCUCCUAUAUUCCUGGCUGGCGUCUUUGUUUGGUAAUCCAGGUGAGCCCAAGGAUUUUCCUAUAACAAGACCCUUGAACUUGCUCCUUAUAAUGCAAUCUGAACAAAACUGGUGAAGCAGUGACGACAAUAUAUUCUUGCAAGAGCUGAGAGCCAAAGCAGGCACAGUCCAGCUGGGGCAAAGAAUGAGCUUAUAUUCCCUAUGCACACGUUCCCUCCCUCGUCUCCCUAUUGCUUGGGUGCUACAAGGUUUUCCUUCCCCCAAUUAUAAAAUAACAGACAAGAGGCUGAGCGUGGAAACAAACUUCUCCUUCCUCCUCAGAGUUGCCUCCACUUCCGGCUUCACCAGCAGAGAAAAUUGGGGCUUGCAAAGGAAGAAGGGAGGGAAGGAGGCGGGAAGCGGGGCUGCGUCAUAUGGAGGCGGAGGAGGGGGCUUCUUCCUAAUCAAGCCUCCUAAUUAAGCGCCCUCACUCCCUGCCGCCCACGCGGGGGCUCCCAUUCCCGCCCCCGCUGCCCGGGAUUUCGGGUGAGUGCAAAGCCAAUGGCGGGGAAGGAGGGAAGGGGCUUUGCGAGGGGGUCCAGGAUAAGUAGCCGCUGGAUGGGGAGGAGAGAAGGGAGGAAAGAGAGCUGUUUUCUUAAAGGGAGCCUGGGGGAGGAGAAGCUUCCUCCUGCAGGGAUUUGUUGGAAAGGGAGUUGCAGGGAAGGAGGCGGGAAAGGGGAGAGGGGUGGGCAUUGCUGGCCAGGAUCGCCUUAAUAAUAGUAUUAAUUUUAAUUUCAAUAUUUAUACCCCAGCCUCAGUGUCCGGUGUGGGAGCAUAUGCCCCCUUUUGCCCGUCGUUCAGGCUUAAUGCUUCAUGGUGUGCCUGUUAAUGGAUCUUUUCAAUUUACAAAUGUUAUAUCCCCUAACCAAACUUUUUGGCCUCCACUACAAUUGACCCUCCAUGAGCCUGCCCCCAUUUGUUUUCAAAUUGAUGAGGGAGAAGAAUCAUGGGGCAUAUAUCCAAACUGUCAAUAUACAUUGAAUUUCACUUUUAAUAGCUCUUGUUCUCUUACAGGAACAUACAGUGACCAAUCUCAGUGCUAUAGGAGUGACACCGGUGCAUGGCUAAAAACUAGAAAGGAAGCCUACCAUGCGGCUUGGAGUCUGAAUUCUUCUAUCCCUGGCUUAGCAAAUGCCACUGAUGAGCAAUUUCAUAUCAGUUCUUUAUUUACUGCAGCCUUUAAUUGGUCCCAACAGAGUAGUAAUAUCAGCUAUUUACUCCAAAGAGAGUUAUGGUUGCUUUGUGGCGAAAAAGCAUACAAAGCCAUUCCUCAAAACCUCACAGGCACAUGUACAUUGGGUAUCGUGGUCCCGUUGUUGUAUAAGGUUGAUAAGUUACCAUCUUCUCUUAGACUACAAAAUCGCCGGGAGGUUAAUUCACCCAUAAAUCAAUAUACCGGUACCCAGAUUUCUCGAGCCUUGCUGCCCCCAGUGGGUGCAGCAAUGAACUAUAGGGACCUCCAUCGGCUAGCAAAUUGGCGGGGAAGGAUUAUUCAAUGAUACCAUAAAAGCAUUGAUGAAUCUCAACCAGGAGGUGUCUGAAAUGAGAGAGGUGGUAUUACAAAAUCGUUAUGUGUUGGAUGUCAUUUUGGCCUCAAAAGGAAGGGUAUGUGCACUUGUUCAUUCUCAUUGUUGUAUGUUUAUUCCUGAUAAUAAUGUCAGCAUAUCUGCGACGAUUGAUCAUAUGGAAACCAUGGUAGCUCACAAUCCGCUUGCCCCCCUCCUUCCGUUGAUCCAUGGGCAUUGUUAUAUUCUUGGCUUCCGGAUGGGAGUUGGCUUUGACAUUUAUUGUUUUCAGUGAUCCUUAUAGUAGUUAUUUGCAUUAUUUUGUGUUGCUGUAUACAAUGUAUUCCUUCUUUAAUCUCUGUAUGUACUGCAUGGUUCUCCCAUCAACGGCCUGCUUCAGGCCUUACAAGGGUUGCCUAUCGUGCUCGAUAUAAACGUAUUGGUAAUGAAAUAUAUGACUCUGAUUAAUAAAAUAAAGAAAGAGGGCAUGUGGGAGCCAUGAAGCCAUGGCAGAGGCUUGUAGUGCCGCUGGUGCCUCACUGACCUCGGUGACGCGGCAUGUCCGUGCUUUGCAGUGUAUUGAGUGUAUUGACCUUAUAUGGAGUUGUGUUCCCGCUGGGCAGUAAUACCAUAUAUGGUAAUGAGUGUUGUAUAGCCAUGAUCGGGCGAUGUGACGUGGGACAUUGGCAGAUGGCCACGUAGGCUGUUAGAGAAAGGAGAGGAAAAUAAAAAUACCGGAGAGGAGGAACGUUCAAGUGAGCUGCCCUCCACCCUGAAGAUACUCGCUGUCUCUGUGUUUUUUCUAUGCUGCGCACCACUGUUGACGGCUGGUUUCCGUCAGUCCGGCUUCCUUCCUUCCUUAGGCACCAAGUGAAAGCAUUGCUCUUCUCCCAGGGGUUUGGCUCAAUAAACAAUCUAUGGACUUCACAACUGGAUUGGGGGGGGAGGGUUGUUGUUUUUAUUUCUUACUCUGCUAUGCAUCUCUGUGUUUUUCUAUUGUAAGCUGCCCUGUGAUCUUUGGAGGAAGGGCAGUAUAGAAUUGAAAAGAAUAGCAGUAAAAAUAGGUUUUAAAGAAGUGCCCUCUUUAAGAAAUCACGUGGUGUAAACGUGUAUGUUGUCCUCUAGGUCCAAACACACACAGAACACUCACAGUAUGAGCAAGCAGUGCUCCAAAGUGCUUAUCUUGUGAACUUGCCAUAUAAGUUGUGUACUCCUGGUCAAAGUUCCUGUUUCCAAAAAGGACUGGAGGGGGGGGUCACCUCACCACUUUUUACCCACCCCACUCAUGGAAGGCAGAGGACGUGUUCAUUCACAAUCCCAGUAAACCAUGUGUGCAUCUGAAGUAAACCAGGCGCUUCAGCUCCUUCCCCUCUCACUGGGAUGCAGAGGAGGAAACGGAUGGGUUUGAAGGCUCUUUCUGCCUCUCUCCCCUGUGCAAAAAGAGCAAAGUGUGUUUGCAGGGCAGGAGGACAGAGGAGGAGGCAGCGAGGGCAGAGGGAGCAGUGGGUGGAUCCACCGCCUCUCCAAGGGGGUCCUGAUGCAAGCAAGGGGCUUCCUUCUUCUCCAUGCAAGGGCCACCCAUGUGUUCAGAGCAGUCAUUUGCAGAUUAACUCUUAAGUUCCAAGGGAUCUACUCUCAGGCCACUAAUGUGCAUACCAUGCCAGCCUUAGGAAGGGAGGUGGGACAGGCAGGUGAAAGGAAUUGCCAAAGGUGUUUGAAAAUGGGUGGAGGGUUUUGGGAAGGGGGUGCCCAAUUGGGGCUUCUUCAGCGGCAGCAGAAUGUCUUGGGCAGGAGAAUCCCUGCAGGGGCUCUCAGACUCCCUUGGCUUCUUCUUCCCUCCCUCCCAGGAAGCUGCAACUUGCUCUGGAUUCUACGCUCCUCAGGAAGUUGAACCUGCAAACCUAGCUGAGACUGAACCUGCAACCCUGGCCAAGAUGGAAGGAGGAAGAUGGAUGGUUGACCUGGUCAGGCUGUCUCCCGCAUCCCUCCCCACAACCUCUGAGCAUUCCCUCCCAGGACCCUUGGAGAAAUCUGGUGAGUUCCAGGGGAGAGGAGACGCGAGACAACUCCAGUAGUAAUUAUCUCAGGUUUAUUGCUCAAACUCUUAAAUCACUGUGGAGCUCAGUCUUCAGCCUGUUCAUCUCAGCUUGCAGUUGCCAAGUCCUCCAGCAAAGAAGCCCCCACUUUCCCCUCUUCUCGCAGAUUCUCUCGAGCCUACAAUUUUUUGGACAGGCUAUUUCCGGGGUCUCUGUGUCAGAGCUCAAACUGGAGCUAACGGUCUGUGCCCCCCCCGGACACCCCCUCUUCCUGCUCUUUGUUCUUUGCUUCUGGUGCAGCUUGGCUGCUCCUCCCCUGCUUCACAUUCCAACCGAAUCACAUCUCUUGCGUUCUCAGGCUCUGUCAGCGGAGGCACGAGAGGCUUGAGAUUCACGGAAUAACACCCUGUAAUUUUAUCCGCCCCUAAGCUUCCAUGGAGAUACUGUGGUACAACCUUGGUGCAAAUUUCAAAAUAAGUACACAAAGCCAACAAAGAGACUCAGAUGUUUAUACAGGCACCAGCUUUCCUAGUCAAGAGUUCACUUUGUCAGACUGCACCCCACAAAAGCUUAAGCCAUAAUACAUUUAUCAGCUUUUAAGGGCUGCAAAAGAUGAAUAAACAGAAGCAUAGUUCAUCUAUGGAAUCCAUCCUACAGAGACAGUGACAACCAGCAAUAUGGAAAGCUUGAAAAGAAGGAUAAGACUGAUGUCUCUGCUCUGCCCUCGCGGUCCUAGGCAAUAAUGCUUCUUGAUACUAGUUUCUGGAAAGCACAGGAAGGCAGAGAAGACUCUUGUGCUCCAAUCCUGCUUGCCGGUUUCCCACAGGCAUCUGGUUGGCCUCUGUGAGAAGAGGAUGCUGGACUAGGUGGGCCUUUGCAUGAUCCAGCAGGCUCUUCUUAGGUUCCAAUAUAUUUCAAUAUUUUUACAGUUACAUGUAGCACUUAAGUUUUAUUUAUUUCACAAGGGAAAUACUGUUACUUGAGCCUGAGAUCAUUUCUUCACUUCAGAAAGAAAAAAUAGAUGUGUCUAAUAAGCCAGUUCCACCAUAGAUCUGUAUUAUAAAACGAUGGUGCUUUAUUAAGUUUGAAUGAAGUGAUCAUGUGUUGCUCUUGCCACUAUCUCAUCAGCUUUCAUAAAAUUUGGAACCUAGAGAGGAUAGUGGAGAAUGAAGGUGUUACAACGAGAGAAGGUGCAGAUUGGGAUUGACAGGUGUUCAGUUCCCUUUUUGUCUUUCUUGAAAGUCUACCAGGAUUCUCUUUCCUCCCAGGCUCCCAAACACGUGAGGAAGAUGAAAGUCAGAAUUCUAUGGAGCCACAUGUGAAUUUAUGCGAAAGAACAAAGAAAUUGAGGAUACAACAACAAACUCAAAAAGGAGAGAAACUAUUUGAAUUUACGGAAUGUGGAAAGAGCUUCAGUGAAAGUGGAAAACCUAGACUACAUCAACGAACUCAUACGGGGGAGAAACGAUUUGAAUGUAUUGAAUGUGGAAAGAGCUUCAGUGAUAGUGGAGCACUUAGAAUACAUCAACGAACUCAUACGGGGGAGAAACCAUUUAAAUGUAUUGAAUGUGGAAAGAGCUACAGUGAAAGUGGAGCACUUAGAAUACAUCAACGAACUCAUACGGGGGGAAAAACAUUUGAAUUUUUUGAAUGUGGAAAGAGCUUCAAUGAAAGUCGAACACUUAGAAGACACCAACAAACUCACACGGGGUAGAAACCAUUUAAAUGUACUGUAUGUGAAAAGAGCUUCAGUCGUAGUGGAACACUUAGAAGACAUCAACGAACUCACACAGGUGAGAAACCAUUUGAAUGAAUGGAGUGCGGUAGGAGCUUCAGUCAAAGUGGUGCACUUAGAAUACAUCAACGAACUCACACGGGAGAGAAACCAUUUGAAUGUUUUGAGUGUGGAAAGAGUUUCAGCAAAAGUGGAACUCUUAGAAUACACCAACGAACUCACACGGGGGAGAAACCAUUUAAAUGUAUUGAAUGUGGAAAGAGCUUCAGUACAAGUGGGAAACUUAGAAUACACCAACGAACUCAUACAGGGGAGAAAAUAUUUAGAUGUAUUGAAUGUGGAAAGAGUUUCAGCAAAAGCGGAGCACUUAGAAUACACCAACGAACUCACACGGGGGAGAAACCAUUUAAAUGUAUUGAAUGUGGAAAGAGCUUCAGUACAGGUGGGAAACUUAGAAGACACCAACAAUCUCACACAGGGGAAAAUCCACAGAUACUUUAAUAAACUUUAAUAAACCGCUUAGGUGUUUUUUACCUUUCCUUCUAUGCUUCCUUGCAAUACUGACAAAAUCAAACCACGCCAAUGCUUUCAGCCCCAGAAGAGGAGCUCCCCUUGGUGUCAAGGGAGGUGUCCAAGGGAGCAUCUGGAGCCCUGCCAUCCCUUCUGUCGCUUCCCCUUCCCCUGGGCCUUUCCCCUCCUGUCUCUGCCAUCCCUGGGCCACUCCUUAAUCCACAGCAGGAGACUGUAUCUGUCUGUGAUGGUGAGAUGUCGUGGCCGGUUGAAGGACCACUUCCUGUUUCCUGCAGCUCCAUCCUGUCUUUUCAUGCAAGGUGGAGUCAUGAAGCAGGCGAAGGCUGAGCUCACCUAAGGGUGUCGCAGCGGGUGGGUGGGAUUCUGCUUAACCUUUCCCUGUCUGCUCCUUUUCUGGAUCCAAAUCCCCACACCAAAAGGGGUAGUGUGAGGACGCAAUCAAUGUUAUGGAGCUGCACUGAAAAUCAUUGCUUUGUGACCGUAAGAGGCCCUUCUCAAAAAAACAACCAUCAAGAGAAUUUAAGCUAUAGAAUUUAAAACAAACAGAUAAUUACAAAAAAAGAAAGCAGUCUGGUGCCACAUUGCGUAGGAGUUAGUUUAACAGACUCUACCUGGGGCUGCCUUUGAGAAGAGCUCAGAAACUUCAAUGGCUCAAAGAGCUGCAGACACAUUACUGACCAGGGCUGGCUAUAGGCAGCAUAGGACUCCCAUAUUAGAACAGCUCCAUCUGCCUAAUUGUCUGUUUCUGGACACAAUCAAUGUUUCCACAAGAAGAGGAAGAUAGAUUUGGAGUGCCGCAUUUUCAAAAAAGAUGGACACACGACUAUUUCUUUGUGGAGCUGAAAGGCAUGCCUGUGUGCCUCAUUUGUGGUGAGGCCCUCUCUGUCCUGAAGAAGGCCAACCUGCAGAGGCACCACAGGACGAAGCACAUUCAGUACGAGGAGUUCCAAGGGCAGCUGCGCCAGGAGAAGGUCAAGGCGCUGAAAACAGACCUGUUGGGUAACCUGUGGCCCAUCCAGAUGAUGUGAAAUUGCAACUCACGUCUUCUUUAGCCAUUGGCCACGCUGGUUGGGGCUCAUGGGAGCUGAAGUCCUAGGAUCGAGGUCACAAAUGCCGGGGACAAUUCAAAUCCCUCCUCAGUCGUGAAGCUGAUUGGGUGACUUAAAGCUGGUCACUAUCUUUAUGCGAAACCUCCCUCGCAGGGUUGCUGUGUGCGUGAAAGCAAUAUAUCUUGUGGUGGGCUUGAUGAGGGGAGUGUGGAACAGAAAUGUAAUUCAUAGGUAAAAAGACAGGAAAUAGUUCUGAAUCUGACUGAAAAUAAAAGAUUCUUUGUCUCCAAAUUGCAUAUAGCAAGCACCUGUGUUGUUGAACUCUAGCUGAAGUCUCAGCAUCUGGUUCCUCAGCACUCUGCACUCUCUCUCUGGAAACCUCCGGCAGUCAGGUGACAGGAACCAGCCAAUGCCUCCCAGUUCAGAAACAGUCUGCCAAGAGCUUAUGAAUGUUGAUUUGAAUCAAUUUGUCAGAUGUCUUCAAAAUAGUAGGGAAAAUUUAUGGUUGACACCACCUUGGGACAGUUUUGACAGGAAUUCGGGGAACUAGGAAUAUUUUUAGCUCCAUCAGGGUUGAUGGAUCAACAAAUAGCUAGAGAGGAUUAAGGGGCGGGGGCGGGAAUCAGGCCUUGUUUCUCAUGUGACAGAUAACAGACUCCACAGUUCUUAAAGCUCACCGUUUGCUGCCUCCCAAAAUGAUGCUUAAGCCUCCCUCCCAAAAAAAACAACAACUCAAGCAUGGCAGCUGGUCUUGUCAAACAGGCCAAUAUAAGGUUCAUUUGGCAAGUUUGUUGUUGUUUAGUCGUUUAUUUGUGUCCGACUCUUCAUGACCCCAUGGACCAGAGCACGCCAGGCACGCCUGUCUUCUACUGCCUCCCGCAGCUUGGUCAAACUCAUGUUCGUAGCUUUGAGGACACUGUCCAACCAUCUCGUCCUCUGUCAUCCCCUUCUCCUUGUGCCCUCCAUCUUUCCCAACAUCAGGGGGGUCUUUUCCAGGGAGUCUUCUCUUCUCAUGAGGUGGCCAAAGUAUUGGAGCCUCAGCUGCACGAUCUGUCCUUCCACUGAGCACCCAGGCCUGAUUUCCUUCAGAAUGGAGAGGUUUGAUCUUCUUGAAGUCCAUGGGACUUUCAAGAGUCUCCUCCAGCACCAUAAUUCAAAAGCAUCAAUUCUUCGGCGAUCAGCCUUCUUUAUGGUCCAGCUCUCACUUCCAUACAUCACUACUGGGAAAACCAUAGCUUUUACUAUACGGACCUUUGUUGGCAAGGUGAUGUCUCUGCUUUUUAAGAUGCUGUCUAGGUUUGUCAUUGCUUUUCUCCCAAGAAGCAGGCACUUUUUAAUUUUGUGGCUGCUGUCACCAUCUGCAGUGAUUAUGGAGCCCAAGAAAGUAAAAUCUCUCACUGCCUCCAUUUCUUCCCCUUCUAUUUGCCAGGAGGUGAUGGGACCAAUGGCCAUGAUCUUCGUUUUUAUGAUGACGAGCUUCAGACCAAAUUUUGCGCUCUCCUUUUUCACUCUCAUUAAGAGGUUCUUUAAUUCCUCCUCACUUUCUGCCAUCAAGGUUGUGGCAUCUGCAUAACUGAGGUUGUUGAUAUUUCUUCCAGCAAUCUUAAUUCUGGCUUGGGAUUCACCCACUCCAGCCUUUCGCAUGUUGAAUUCCGCAUAUAAAUUAAAUAAGCGGGGAGACAAUAUACAGCCUUGUCAUACUCUUUCCCAAUUUUGAACCAAUCAGUUGUUCCAUAUCCAGUUCUAACUGUAGCUUCUUGUCCCACAUAGAGAUUUCUCAUGUUAUGGAAAUUUGGGGGGGGGGGGAGCGAGCACAUCUUUAAAGUUGUUAAAUGUUACAAAUAUUAUGCCUGAAUGUAUCCUUUCAACUUGACAGCUCAGGGAAUUUACCUAGCUUUAAAAAUAACUUAUUUCCCCCCUUGAAAAAGGACUCCAGGAAGUGUCCAGGGGUGAGAAUUGCUGAGCUGGGCCAAGGAAAGCGUAAUCCCAUCACCGAACUUGCCAAGGGGCCAGACAUGCAAAGGAAGUUCUAUUGUACUUUGGGUGAUGGGACUUCAGAGGUGUUGGCCUAUGCUAAUCUUAUACCCGAGUCUUGCCCUGACAUGUCUGCUUAUGCUAAUCUUGUACCAAGGACUUCUCUGGACAUGUUUGCCAAGGUUAAACUAGUGCAGGGGUCUGCAACCCGCGGCUCCGGAGCCGCAUGUGGCUCUUUUACACCUUUGUCGCGGCUCCGGGGCGGAUACUAGCGAGGGGAGGAGGCGCAUUGUGCGCCCUGACACUCCCCACUGUGGCGGGCGCUGUACUGGCUGUGACGUCGCAUGGGGGCGGUGUGUGCGUUAGUCACGCACCGUCCCGACGUCACCUUCCCGCCCGCCCGCCCGCUACAUUGUAAGGGGCAUGUAUGCUGGUCACUGCAUUGAAAGGGGGCAUAUACGCUGGUCACUGUUUUGAAGGGGAGUGAAGAACACACACACACAAAAAGGUAACUUGUUAAUUUAACGUUUAUUUCUAUGAGGAGGAGUAAUUCUGAGGGGUCAAACAAAGAAAUAAUAAAAAAGUGACAAAAAAGUUAUUUUUAUAAUGACGAGUUUUGCGGCUCCCAGGUUUUUUUUCUUUGGAAACGGGUCCAAGCGGCUCUUUUUGUCUUAAAGGUUGCAGACCCCUGAACUAGUGUAACCCCUGUCUACCCCUCCCCUUUUGUGACAUGUCAGUGUUGUAACAAUGAUACAGCAGUGAUGCUCUAGAAACAGUAUUCUGGGAUAUCGUGGGGAAGUUGUAAAAGUCUUUGUCACCCCAUGCUCGGGGUUCAAAAUUCCUCUUUGAACCUGUUGCGCAAUAAACUUUGGUCUAUAGCUAUUUGCUCCAGUUGGUGGCUGGAUUCCUUCCUUUAUUCCGCAAGGGACCUGCGGGCUCUUUCCAACGAGCUGGUUUGACUGAACAGCCUCACACCUAGAUUUUUCCAUAACACUCAGGAGACAGAUGAGGUGAUCAGGCACUCCCAUUUCUUUAAGAACUUGCCAUAGUUUGCUGUGGUUGACACAGUCAAAUGCUUUUGCGUAGUCAAUGAAGCAGAAGUAGAUGUUUUUCAUGAACUCUCUUUCUCCAUAAUCCAGCAUGUUUGCAAUUUGGUUUCUGGUUCCUCUGCCCCUUCGAAAUCCAGCUUGCACUCCUGGGAGUUCUCAGUCCACAUACUGCUUAAGCCUGCCUUGUAGAAUUUUAAGCAUAACCUUGCUAGCGUGUGAAAUGAGUGCAAUUGUGCGGAAGUUGGAACAUUCUUUGGCACUGCCCUUCUUUGGGAUUGGGAUGCAGACUGACUUUCUCCAAUCCUCUGGCCACUGCUGAGUUUUACAAAGUUGCUGGCAUAUUGAGUGUAGCACCUUAACAGCAUCAUCUUUUAAAAUUUUGGUUUUCAAGGAAGAAGCUGCCCUGGAAAAUAAGGCAGGAAUUCACCUUGAAUCUUGCUAACAAAAUCCUUUCAUAGCUUUUUGUGAGGGUGUGACUGCUAAUCUUAAAGCCAGGUUGAGCACUAAGAAUUGGGCAUCAUUUCCUCUGUUAUAAAAAAUAAAACAAAAUACUUGUUCCGCUUCUAAAGAAACCCUUUAGAAUGCAUUCUUAUUCUUUUUUCAUUAAAAAAAAUCAAACAGCUGUGCAAAGGUGCUCCUGUGCAAUGCAAUGUCAGAAUAACAAAAUAAUGAAAUAUCUCACAAGAGCCUUGUUUUUUAAAUAUACAACUAAAAAACCUUAAAACUCCUACAACACUUACCAAAUAGAAAUCUAAUAGUUGGCCCCCCAGGCACUAGGAGGCAACCUGAUGUUCAAGGCUUCACCCCACCCCCAAACUCUGAGCUUUUGGUUUCUCUUUAGACACUCAUCUGUGGUCGCCUGGAGCAUUUGAGGGGAAAGAGAGAGAACAUUGGGGCAUACGAAGCAAACAUAGAAAAAGAAAGUGACAACCUGCUUGUAAGUGUCAUUGUUACUUGGAAGGGAACAAGUGCUAUAAGUUUAAUGUACAUAUAAUGCUGCGCUUGAAUGCAUUGUAAUAAAAAUACUAUAAAGGGAAGUUUCUCUUAGACUUAGGCAAGAGUUUCUACUCUGACAGAAGCAUCAGAGGAGGCUGGAUCUUUCCUCAUAACUCAUCGCUGGAGGCAUAAGCUGCAGAGCUCUCACGGAAGGAAGCUUAAACGUGAGAAGCCAGUGUGUUCUUGCUGGAGAUGGCUAGGAGAAGCAGCAGCAGCAGUUGCAAAUAAGUCAUGCAAUGUUGAAGAAGCUUAGGAUCUCCCUCUGGGACCAGAGAGAGGAAAGCUGACUGAAUUACAUAAAGGACUGAACAUUGUUUGCAACGUGCUACUUUAUCAUGCUUAUCUUAUUGUUAGACUGUUUAAGACUGUUCUGCAGUAAGGCUUCAAAACUUAUUUUUGUGAUGGAGAGAAUUCAUUUCCACACAAGGUCCAGAUCAGGAAUUCCAUGGAACAACUUUAACAACAAGUACUUGAAGGGUACUUCAACAAGUACUUCAACAAGUACUUGAAGGGACACGGGUUGCGCUGUGUGUUAAACCACAGAGCCUAGGGCUUGCCGAUCAGAAGGUCGGUGGUCUGAAUCCCCGUGACGGGGUGAGCUCCCGUUGCUCGGUCCCUGCUCCUGCCAACCUAGCAGUUCGAAAGAACAUCAAAGUGCAAGUAGAUAAAUAGGUACUGCUCUGGGGGGAAGGUAAACGGCUCCCUCGGCGAGUAAAGCGAGAUGAGUGCCACAACCCCAGAGUUGUCCGCAACUGGAUCUAAUGGUCAGGGAUCCCUUUACCUUUACUUGAAGGACCAAACCACGAUGUAGCUGUGCUCUUUUCCAUCCCUUUCCAAGAAUUACAACAAUCUGUUCCUUAAAAUGGUUCAGCCUCCACCACCUUUACUGCAGUCAACUGAAGGCUACCAACUGUGCCCUGGGCCCCUCGAUCUUUCUCACUGCCAAUGAAAACUAAUAAAUGAAUAGGAAGAGAAGCUACCCAUGUCACACUGACACAAACACCUUGCGUAUGAACUUCGUAAAAUAAUGAAAGUGUACUACCCCUCCCCCCCGCUUGCUCUCCCCACCUCUCAAUUCCCCAGCCUUACACUGUAUACAACAUUAAAGUCUGUCUGUCUGUGAAUUUUUAUGAUAUCCAAAGUAACAGAGUAGCUUAUAGCUAGGAAGCCAAAUAGCUAUUUUAGGUGAUAGUUCCUUUUUACAGACUAUACAGUGGCCAGACUCUUGCUAUUCAAAAGAGCUUUACUUUCAUAAUCAUAUAACUGAGGAGAAUAGAAGAGGAGUCUGCAACCUGAAGCAUAUGUAACACGAGGUACCACUGUACAAUCUUCUGCUUAUUCAAACAUGGGCACGUUCUCCCUUGAAUUCUCUUAUACAGUGGUACCCCGCAAGACGAACGCCUCGCGAGACGAAAAACUCGCAAAACGAAAGGAUUUUUCGUUUUCGAGUUGCCUCGCAAGACGAAUUUCCCUAUGGGCUUGCUUCGCAAAACGAAGCUUGCCCCGGGGACAGCGGGUCUUCUCUUUUGAAGCAAGGGGCGGCGGGGAGAAGCGAUCUUCUCCCCGCAGCCCCAGGUCCGGGGACAGCGGGAAGCGCUUCCCGCUGCCCCCGGACCUCUUUUGAAGCAAGGGGCUGCGGGGAGAUCGCUUCUCCCCACCGCCCCUUGCUUCAAAAGAGGUCCGGGGAUAGCGAUCUCCCCGCAGCCCCUUGCUUCAAAAGAGGUCCGGGGCAGCGGGAGCGCUCGCGCUGCCCCGGACCUCUUUUGAAGCAAGGGUUUGCGGGAGAAGCGAUCUCCCGCAGCCCCUUGCUUCAAAAGAGGUCCGGGGCAGCGGGAGCGCUCCCGCUGUCCCCGGACCUCUUUGAAGCAAGGGCGGUGGGGAGAUCGCGAUCUCCCGCAGCCCCUGCUUCAAAGAGGUCCGGGGCAGCGGGAAGCGCAGCGCUUCUUCCCCGCUGCCCCUGGACCUCUUUUGAAGCAAGGGGCUGCGGGGAGAUCGCUUCUCCCGGUGCUCCGAAGCGGGGCGGGGGGGCGGGAACACCUGCCCCAGCCGCCCCGCUUCGGAACGCUGCUCCGAAGCGGGGCGGGGGGCGGGAACACCUGCCCCAGCCGCCCCGCUUCGGAACGCUGCUCCGAAGCGGGGCGGGGGGCGGGAACACCUUCUGAAGGCGGGCGGGGGGGCGAAAGUCUUUGUCCCCCCUGCCCGCCUUCCCAGGGGCUUUUAAAUCGCCCCGGACAGCGGAGAAGUCCUCCGCUGUCCCAGGGCGAUUUUAAAAUGCCGCCCGCCAGCAUUUUAAGAUCGCCCGGACAGCGGAGAAGUCCUCCGCUGUCCCGGGGUUUUUUAAAUUGCUGGGGGUGGGAAGAAAAGCCCGUGUCCCCCCAGCCUUCAGAAGAGGUCCGGGGACAGACUGUCCCCGGACCUGGUCUGAAGGCGGUUUCCCUAGGAACGCAUUAAUUGAUUUUCAAUGCAUUCCUAUGGGAAACCGUGCAUCGCAAGACGAAGAGACUUGCGGAACGAAUUAAUUUCGUCUUGCGAGGCACCACUGUAGUUUCUUAUGAAACGUUUUUCUUUCACAUCAGCAGUAUUGUCUCUGUUUCUGCACAGGUUUCUGCUUAUUAACAUUUAGUUGCCGCCAGGACCACAUAACACCGGUCCUGAGAGAUCUGCAUUGGCUCCCAGUACGUUUCCGAGCACACUUCAAAGUGUUGGUGCUGACCUUUAAAGCCUUAAACGGCCUCGGUCCUGUAUACCUGAAGGAGCAUCUCCACCCCCAUCGUUCAGCCCGGACACUGAGAUCCAGUGCCGAUGGCCUUCUGGCGGUUCCCUCAUUGCAAGAAGUGAGGUUACAGGGAACCAGACAGAGGGCCUUCUCGAUAGUGGCCCCCACCCUGUGAAACACCCGCCCUUCAGAUGUGAAGGUAAUAAGCAGCUAUCCUAUCUUUAAAAGACAUCUGAAGGCAGCCCUGUUUUGAGAAGUUUUUAAUAUUUAAUGCUGUACUGUUUUUAACACUUGAUUGGGAGCCGCCCAGAGUGGCUGGGGAAACUCAGCCAGAUGGGCAGGGUAUAAAUAAAUAAAUAAUAAUAAUAAUAAUAAUAAUUUAUGCCCCGCCCUCCCCAGCCAAGGCCGGGCUCAGAGCGGCUUACAAGCAAUAAUAAAAACAAGUUGAAUGAUUACAACUUAAAAGCAAAAUUAAAAUACAACAUUAAAAUAUUGAAACAUUAAAAUAUUAAAAUGUAGCCUCAUCGCAGGAAGAGAAAGGAAAAGAAAAAAGAAAGAGAGGGAGGGAGGGAAUCAAAUUGGCUCCAAGCCAAAGGCCAGGUAGAACAACUCUGUCUUACAUGCCCUGUGGAAAGAAAUCAGAUCUUUCAGGACCCUGGUCUCAUGAGGCAGAGCGUUCCACCAGGCCGGAGCCAGAGUUGAAAAGGCCCUGGCUCUGCUUGAAGCUAAUCUAACUUCCUUUGGGCCUGGGACUUGCUAUUUAUGGACCUUGAGGCUCUCCGUGGGGCAUACUGGGAGAGUCGGUCCCAUAGGUACGAGGGUCCUAGGCCGUGAAGAGCUAUAUAGGUCAAAAGCAGCACCUUAAAUCUGACCCUGUACUCCACCGGGAGCCAGUGCAGCUUGAAAAGUACUGGGUGAAUAUGCUCCCAUGGCAUAGACCCCGUGAGCAGCCUCGCUGCAGCAUUCUGUACCCGCUGGAGUUUCUGGGACAGCUUCAAGGGCAGCCCCGCGUAGAGCGAAUUACAAUAGUCUAGCCUGGAGGUGACCAUCGCAUGGAUCACUGUGGCCAGGUCGGGGCGGGAAAGGUAAGGGACCAACUGCUUGAUGACAACGAAAGGGUAUAGAAAGGGGAAGUUUUUGGGUUUCUCUAAAAACCGUCGGACUAUUUUGUACACAAUUUCAAGGUAACAUUACACUUUAUUUCCACUUUUUCUCACAUGGGACUCGAACUCACAACCUUGAGAUAAAGCACCUCACGCUCUACCGACCAAGUUAAGACAGCUCAGUGAUUUGUGUACACGGGGACACAGAUGGCGGCGUGUGAACUUCCCUAGAGAAGGGUGAAAAAACCUUGUUCCCUGCUGCUCCAGAGCUAGGAAUGGACCAGAUCUCAUAGGGCUAAUCCAUUUGCCCCGACAGCUAAGAGCAGAACCUCCAGGAUCAGAAGCAGCGGGCUGCAAAUACGAGGGCAGGGGAAGAAGCAGGGCGGUCUCGCAGCCCUCGCCUUGCAAGGGGGCGCAUCCAGCCUUGCAGCCUCCCAGGGCCCAACCCACAGCCAGCGAGCUCCGAUGCCCAGAGAGGCAGGAAACGGGGCCAGCCAGGGGGACUCGAGAGCGGCUGCACUUUCCUGUCCCCCGCCGAGGAGAGCGGGGGAGCAGCGGCCCGUGGCCUGGCGAGUUUCCCCGGAGAGGAGCCGGAUUCCGGUGCAGGGACGGAGCGAGGAGUCCGAGGUGCAGGAGGCGGGGGAGGGGCAGGAGGGGGAGGAGAGCACGUGCGCCUGGCAGGAUCAGGCCCGGAGUCUAGCCAGAGGCUGCAGGGCGCCCCCCAACCGGGCAGGAAGGGGAAGGGGCGCAGCUGAGGGGCAGGGCAUCUGCAGGAGGGCACAGGGGCAAACAUCUCUGGCUCAGGCUGGCACGGACCCUGCCGGAGACCCUGGGGAGCUGCUCCCUUCAGUCCUGUGAAUAAGUGAGACAAGCUUAAGCCUGUUUCAUUAAUUGUUUUAUUUCCACCUUCCUCAGUAAGGCAGCAGAGUUUUCAGAUGAAGGCUGAGGGCUGAAGUGGGUGACAGUUUUGAGAAUGCAGAGGAAAGGAGGAUUCUUAAGAAGUGUGGCAUAUGGAAAUGAAUUAAUGAUAAUAAAAACAUUGAAGACAGUAUUGUUAAAGACUGAGGAAGGCAAAAUUGAAAUUAGCUAUUCAUGUUCAGAUUAUUAUUCCUUUCAUUUCUAUACAGCUUCAUAUUUUUAAGAAAAAAAUCUCAAAGUAAUUAGAGAGAAAUCUCAAGGCAGUUUGUGUCCAUAGGAUGUUGAGAACAUUAACUCUGUAGAUCCAGGAGUUCUCUCCUCCUGAUAGUCUUAGAUUUGAUUGUUCUUUCUGAUAGAGCAGGAGGAAUGAAACAUUUAUGGGCUUAAAGCUGCAUUGAUUCUGGAGGCCACAUUCCAGUGAGCUUUGUGGCCAAUGUAUGCACAUGCAUGCGCACCCAUAAAAGAGAUGCAGACCAUAAAGUCACAUGCACACACGCCAGAGGUGCUGCACACACUCACCAGACAUGCCAUCUAGCAUACAUACAAGUCUUGCAAACACAAACAACAUGUUUAGACCUUCCAACCCCAGUGCUGGGUGGAGGAGAAAUAAGAGCAUAAGAAGACUCUGCUGAAUUAGCAAGGAGAUCUGUGGAAAAAAGACCCUUCUGGUUGUUCUUUAGAAAUCCUGUUUAAAGAGCAGCCAGAGGGAUCAUUUAUUUCCAGAGCAGGGCUUUUACCCCAUUUCAGCACUGUGCUGGUUUGUGGUGAAAUUGGAGUUGAAAAGAUCUCUCUAAGGGCCCUUAGGCAUCUUUCUCUCCAGGACAGACAGAGAUCUUCAUCCGAUGAACAGAUCAGGAGAUGGAAAAGGCAGGGACUAGCAGGACACACCCUGAGGCUUGGCAAGCCAUAUGCAGCCAAUGGACUGCCAGUUAGAAUGUCUUCAGUCAAGAGAGUUUGUGACCAUCAAAUUUAAAAUAUUUUGGAUAUUCCUUUUGUCCUUUUGUUCUUAGGCUGUGCAGAUCCCAUACAUUUAAAGCAUGUGGCUUCCCCCAGAGAACCACAGGACCUGUAGUUUAUUGCUACAGUUCUCAACACCCCUAACAAACUGCAGCUCGCAGGAUUUCUUGGGUGAAGCCAUGUACUUUCAAUGUUAACUGGGUCUGUCGCAGCCUUAAUCAUAUACAAAGAUCUGUUGCUGCCUUUCCAACAUGCUAGAAGUUGCAGCCAGGAUCAGCAUUCCCUGUCCACUUAACAUGCUCAGUCCUCUCACUGGGUUGUUUUUGGAUUUCCCUCCCACUGCCUUGGUUCCCCCACCCCCAAAUAUUAUUUAUACUUCCAUAAACCGUUUCCCCCAGUCUUUGGAUAACUUCCCCUCGUCCCUGGAUGGAGCCGUUUGGGUGACAUAAUGAUUGUCAUUCACAGCCUGAGCAUCAGAAAUAGAAAGAGUAAUAAUAUUUUUCAAAAACUGGUUAAUGGUUAAAAAAUGUGCUUUUGUUUUUAUUCUUGGGUUUUAGUUUACUUUGUGUUUAUUUCUUUUCCAGCAGGGUGAUGUAAAAAUGGAAGAGCAGGGACCCAGGAGACCCAUUCAAAGGGAGAGACUGGAGUACAAAGGAAAGAAACCUCCUGCCGGCCAAGUUGGGACCAUCAGGGAUCUUCUGCCUCAGGCAGAUUUAUGUCAGAUUAAGCAGGAGCCAGAGGAGGGGCAGCCGCAGCAGCACUGGGAGGCCCAGAAGCAGGAUUUCCUGAAGACGAUGCAGCCCCCUCCUUCAGGGUGGGAAACCCCACAGGCUCCCAGUCCUCCUCAAUCUGGGAAUAGUGUCCUCUCCUUCAGGGGAGCUGCGGAUGCCAGUCGGUGGCCCAGUGGGAGAGCAGGGGGGACAGACCAGACCCUGCUCCCAGACACUGAGGGGCUUCUGGGAAAGGUAAGUGCCCUCCUCUCACCUGGGUUUCCAGCACCUGGAGGUCACAGGUCCACUGCCUCUCGACAUGGAGGUUCUGUUUAGCUUUGGUGGUGAAUAUUCCUCCUCCCUGCACUUUCUCUCUAAUCCACUUUUAAAAGGCUUGCUAGACCAAGCUUUCUUACACAUGGGAGGUUUGCGAUCCUAUCUCCUGAUGUUGUUACUUUAAUAAAGCAACCACAGGGGACUCUGAAUUUCAUCAGAGCAGAAGCUAUGUCAGAAGAGGGGUCCUUCCACCAACCCCCAUUUUCCUCCUCUAAAUUGCCUCCAUUUGCAAAAUGCUCUUUUCUCCCCACUGAGGUAAAAAUCUUGGCACGUCUCGCAGCCUCAGAAAUCCAAUAAAUUCCUCAGAAAACCCAUGUGUAGUCGCAUUAAAGAUGACUGGCCUACCUUCCAAGGUUGUUGCAAGAUUUAUUAGUAUAAUGGCCAGGUUCAGAUGACUGAAUCACAGCCUGAAAAGCUGGGUUAAAAAUAGGAACAGUUUUUAGUACAUUGCUGUACUAAUGUACAUUUGGUACAUUACGAUAAAACCUAAGUUGACCAAAGUUCAAAACAAAAAACUCUAGCCGCCACCACCACAGUCUCCUGGCCCCCACAAACAGAAUGCAUCACUCCAGGAAGGACCCCCACCCAACCUUUAGUGAGAGAGGGCAAAAGAAAAAGACUCUAAAUGGGUAGUUGCACAAAUUUACCAGCUGUGGUCCUGCACUGGCAGCAAGGCUAACAAACAGGGGAGCUGGGAAUGUGCUGGUCCCAUAUCUCUCUGCAUCUGCCUCCUGACCUAAUUGUCCCACCUUACCUCAUGAUUGGGCCGGCCCUGAUGGGGAACUGUUAUGAAGCCAUAACUAACAAACUUUCCAUUUUGCCCAAACCAGGAAACUACAGCUGCCAGCUUUGGAACAAGCUGGGAUAUUAAUCUAACUUCAAACUGUGCUUGGUCAAAACAGGAAACUCUGGUUGAUCAGUGGCUUUGUGGUUUGACUUUUCCCACUGAUAGCAGUAAAAAUAGGAAGCCCUGUUGCGUUCAAAGGGGUUGUUUGGACAGAGUCUCUGAUCAGCACGCCUAGCAGGACAGGCUUAAAAAGGUAAAGGGACCCCUGACCAUUAGGUCCAGUCGUCACCAACUCUGGGUUUGCAGCGCUCAUCUCGCUUUAUUGGCCGAGGGAGCCAGCGUACACCUUCCGGGACAUGUGGCCAGCAUGACUAAGCCGCUUCUUGCGAGCCAGAGCAGCGCACGGAAAUGCCGUUUACCUUCCUGCCAAAGCAGUACCUAUUUAUCUACUUGCACUUUGACGUGCUAUUGUACUGCUAGGUUGGCAGGAGCAGGGACCGAGCAACGGGAGCUCACCCCAUCGCAGGGAUGCAAACCGCCGAUUAUUAUUACUUGCAUCCUCCCUAUCUGACUGGGUUGCCUCAGCUGGGCAACUGGGUAGCUUCCAACAAAAUAAAAAAACAUCAAAAAUUCCUUGUAAAAGGCUGCCUUGGAAGGCUUCCAUUUUGUAGAAAUGGCCUUCAGUUUUAAAGAAUUGUCCUCUUUAAGGAAUCACGUGGUGUAAACAUGUAAGUUGUCCUCUAAGUCCAAACACACACAUAGUAGGAGGAAGCAGUGCUCUAAAGUGCUUAUCUUGCGAACUUGCCAUCUAAGUUGUUUACUCCUGACCGAAGUUCCUGUUUCCCAAAAGGACAGGAGGAGGAAACGGAUGGGUUUGAAGGCUCUUUCCAUCAGCCGCCUCUCUCCCCUGAGGAACAAGAGCAAAGGGUGUUUGCAGGGCAGGAGGGCAGAGGAGGAGGCAGCGAGGGAAGAGGGAGCAGUGGGCGGAUCCCCCGCCUCCCCCAGGGGGUGCUGAUGCAAGCAAGGGGCUUCCUUCUUCUCUAUGCAAGGGCCACCCAUGUAUUCAGAGCAGUCCUUUAAAGAUUAACUCUUAAGUUCCAAGGGAUCUCCUCUCAGGCCACUAAUGUGAAUACCAUGCCAGCCCUAGGAAGGGAGGUGGGACAAACGGGUGAAAGGAAUUGCCAAAGGUGUUUGAAAAUGGGUGGAGGCUCUUGGGAAGGGGGUGCCCGCUUGUGAAUGAACUUUAUUAUGGUCACAGACCAGGAUUCAAAAAGCAUAUAGAUAAAAUAGCAGUUAGGAUUUUUUUAACCUAUAAUUGUUAGAGCAAAUUAGGACAUGGAAAUGCAUAGGAUAAAACAUCUAAAUAAAAUACAAGAUUAAACACGGAUAAUGGAUGGAUAAAAAAACCUGAUAAGUAAAACAGAUAAGAACUAAAAACAAACAAAGACACACAGUUAAAACAACUGUAAGAGCAUAAGAACUAAAAGACUCGCAGUUAAAACAACUAUAAGAGACUGCAGAGUAGAAGCCUCUUAAAUAGAGGACACUCACAACAUUAGAAACUGCUGUGCAAAUAUGGUUAAAACAGACAAUUAAAACAAUGUUCAACGCUAAAUUUAGAAACAAUGUACAACAAUAAACUGUCCCAGGGAGUUGUCUCAGAGUCACCCAUGGAACCAUGUUUGGGGCUUUUCAUGUCGGACUAUUUUGAGUUGGGCGAUGAUCUGCGCCUACAAAAAUGUACACAGAAUCUUGCGACCAUCCAGGUCAUCUUUUGAUCUUUGCCUAACAGCAAAAGGUCAAAUUUUUGCUUUUGCGGGAGGUCGGCUAGCCUCACCAGUAGGGGAUCCAUGAUCUUACUACGUGCCUCUUCAUAAAAGGGACAUUUAAAGAACAAGUGUUCUGGGCUUCCUAUCUCUCCCAAUGGACAGGUGCAAAGUCUCUGAGCAUACGGGACCCUUCUGAAGGCUUCAUCCAGGACCGGCGAGGGAAGAGCCGAGCUUCUGGCGAGUGUAAAGGCCCUUCUUGCAUCGCUAGAUACGAGAAAGAAGAGAUAUGCUGCUGGUGCGGCUAUAUAUCUCUCGAUUUCUCCAAUUCUAUAGUCGGGGCACCUUGCACAGUCCUGCUGUCUCUCGGUGUCUAAUAUUCUUUGCCUGAACGUAGCUUUUGCCUGGCCCAAGCCCAGACUUAGAAGGGCUUGAGGGGCAAAACCCAAUUUCCGGAGGGUGUUCAGGACUGCAGUCUGCAGGCCGACUGGAAUUGGUCACAGAGGAUCAAUGGGGCUAUCCCUCAGGGGAGCAGGUUCAAUGUCAGCCAUUUGUAGAUUGCUAUUAGGCAGAUGCUAGCCUCCACUCUCAUCAUCCCCGUUUCCAAUCUAACCCAUGCGUUUGAGACACAUCUGGGGACUUGGAGGAGAGGUCUAAGAAGUCUAGAUUGAACUCUCUCAAGGGGGGAGAAAGCAGAGGAAGGUGGGCCCAAAAAGGAACCAUAGAGGAGUUGUGCCAAGGUUUUGGCCAUGCCUAAUUUUAGAGCUUCGGGAAUGAAGAAACCCCCUUGUGCUCUGAAGAAUUUAAGGAUACAAUUAGUGUUUUUUUCCGCUAGGGGGUGCCCAAUUGGGGCUUCUCCAGGGGCAGCAGAAUGUCUUGGGCAGGAGAAUCCCUGCAGGGGCUCUCAGACUCCCUUGGCUUCUUCUUCUUCCCUCCCUCCCAGGAAGCUGAAACUUGCUCUGGAUUCUGCGCUCCUCGGAAAGCUGAACCUGCAAACCUAGCUGAGACUGAACCUGCAACCCUGGCCAGGAUGGAAGGAGGAAGAUGGACGGGUGACCUGGUUAGGCUGUCUCCCGCAUCCCUCCCCACAACCUCUGAGCAUUCCCUCCCAGGGCCCUUGGAGAAAUCUGGUGAGUUCCAGGGGAGAGGAGAUGGGGACAGGGAUAGAUGGGUGUUGGCAGGAGAAAGAGUAAAAGAUGGAGAGGAGACAAAUGGAAGGAAGUUCCUGACAGGAAGAAGGAAGGGGUGAGGCCUUCUGCAAAGCAGCUCUUUGUUUCUUGAAUCCUUUUCCUAAAGUAGUGGGGGCAGAUUUUCUUCCUCCAGGCUUUGAAAUCUUAGGUGUUAUUUCAACGGCAGGAAUAAUUGAUGAUAAUGAUGUUGCACACCAGUACUGAAAAAUGGGUGAAGGGGAAUGAAAUGCUUUGCAUAAUUAUUUAUAAUUAAUGUAUUUAAAUUGUUUCUAUUACUCUUAUUUUUUAUAGACAGGGUCAGAAUGAUACAUUCCACCAGCAUCAAAACACAAUAAAUGCAUGCACCUCCCCAGUUUGGUGGGCUUAAGGGACAAAGGACCAGUUAUCAUGAUACACAAUUCCUGUGGCUGGAGGCUCUGCACUUAGGAUUGGGCAUAUAAAGUCCAAGAGCGUCUGGUAUUAUAAGCAAACUGUGUAAACUUGCCAAUCUUACAGACUGGGGUUGUUUGUGUGAGUGAGUGAGUGAGUGAGUGGGAUAAUAAUUUUAGCAAUCCUGUGUAAUGGCUUGGUUCUCCCACACAGACAUUAGACAACUCCAGUAGUAAUUAUGUCAAACUCAUAAAUCACUGUGGAGCUCAGUCUUCGGCCUGUUCAUCCCAGCUUGCAGUUGCCGAGUCCUCCAGCAAAGAAGGCCCCACUUUCGCUUUCUUUUCACCUCUUCUCGCAGAUUCUCUCGAGCCUACGAUUUUUUGGACAGGCUAUUUCGGGGGCUCUGUGUAAGAGCUCAAACUGGAGAUAACAGUCUGUGCCCCCACCCCCCGUCACCCCCUCUUCCUGCUCUUUGUUCUUUGCUCCUGCUGCAGCUUGGCUGCUCCUCCCCUGCGUCACCUUCCAACUGAAUCACAUCUCUUGCGUUCUCAGGCUCUGUCAUCGGAGGCACAAGAGGUUUGAGAUUCACGGAGCUGACACCCUGUAAUUUUGUCCGUUCCUAAGCUUCCAUGGAGAUACUGUGGUACAACCUUGGUGCAAAUUUCAAAAUAAGUACACAAAGCCAACAAAGAGACUCAGAGGUUUAUAGUGGCACCAGCUUUCCUGGUCAAGAGUCCACUUUGUCAGACUGCAGCCCACAAAAGCUUAGGCCAUAAUACAUUUAUCUGCCUUUAAGGGCUGCAAAAGAUGAAUAAACAGAAGCGUAGUUCAUCUAUGGAAUCUAUCCUACAGGAGACAGUGACGGCCAGCAACAUGGAUAGCUUGAAAAAAAGGAUAAGACUGGCAUUUCUGCUCUGCCCUCGUGGUCUAGGCAAUAAUGCUUCUUGAUACUAGUUUCUGGAAAGCACAGGAAGGCAGAGAAGACUCUUGUGCUCCAAUCCUGCUUGCCGGUUUCCCACAGGCAUCUGGUUGGCCUCUGUGAGAAGAGGAUGCUGGACUAGGUGGGCCUUUGCCUGAUCCAGCAGGCUCUUCUUAGGUUCCAAUAUAUUGCAAUAUUUUUACAGUUACAUGUAGCACUUAAGUUUUACUUAUUUCACAAGGGAAAUACUGUUACUUGAGCCUGAGAUCAUUUCUUCACUUCGGAAAGAAAAAAUAGAUGUGUCUAAUAAGCCAAUUCCACCAUAAAUCUGUAUUAUAAAACGAUGGUGGUUUAUUGAGUUUGAAUGGAGUGAUCAUGUGUUGCUCCUGCCACUAUCUCAUCAGCUUUCGUAAAAUUUGGAACCUAGAGAAGAUAGUGGAGAAUGAAGGUGUUAAAAUAAGAGAAGGUACAGAUUGGGAUUGACAUGUGUUCAGUUCCCUUUUUGUCUUUCUUGAAAGUCUAACAGGAUUCUCUUUCCUCCCAGACUCCCAAACAGGUGAGGAAGAUGAAAGUCAGAAUUCUAUGAAGCCACAUGUGAAUUUAUGGGGGGGGGAAAAGAAAUUGAGGAUACAACAAAAAAGUCACAAAGGAGAGAAACUAUUUGAAUGUACGGCAUGUGGAAAGAGCUUCAGUGAAAGUGGAGAACUUAGAAUACACCAACGAACUCACACGGGGGAGAAACCAUUUAAAUGUAUUGAAUGUGGAAAUAGCUUCAUUAGAAGUGAACACCUUAGAAUACACCAACGAACUCACACAGGGGAGAAACCAUUUAAAUGUAUUGAAUGUGGAAAGAGCUUCAGUCGAAAUGGUACACUUAGAAUACACCAACAAACUCAUACAGGGGAGAAACCAUUUAAAUGUAUUGAAUGUGGAAAGAGCUUCACUACAACUGGGAAACUUAGAAUACACCAACGAACUCACACAGGGGAGAAACCAUUUAAAUGUAUUGAAUGUGGAAAUAGCUUCAGUGAAAGUCAAACACUUAGAGUACACCAACGAACUCACACAGGGGAGAAACCAUUUGAAUGUGUGGAUUGUGGAAAGAGCUUCAGUCGAAGUGGAACACUUAGAAUACACCAACGAGCUCACACAGGGGAGAAACCAUUUAAAUGUAUUGAAUGUGGAAAGAGCUUCAGUCGAAAUGAUACACUUAGAAUACACCAACAAACUCACAGAGGGGAGAAACCAUUUAAAUGUAUGGAGUGUGGAAAUAGCUUCAGUCAGUAUGGAAACCUUAGAAUACACCAACAAACUCACAGAGGGGAGAAACCAUUUAAAUGUAUGGAGUGUGGAAAUAGCUUCAGUCAGUAUGGAAACCUUAGAAUACACCAAAGAAUUCACACAGGGGAGAAACCAUUUGAAUGUUUUGAGUGUGGAAAGAGCUUCAGUGAAAGUGGAGCACUUAGAAUACACCAACGAACUCACACAGGGGAGAAACCAUUUAGAUGUAUUGAAUGUGGAAAGAGUUUUAGCAUAAGCGGAGCACUUAGAAUACACCAACGAACUCACACAGGGGAGAAACCAUUUAAAUGUAUUGAAUGUGGAAAGAGCUUCAGUCGAAAUGAUACACUUAGAAUACACCAACAAACUCACACAGGGGAGAAACCAUUUAAAUGUAUUGAAUGUGGAAAGAGCUUCAGUACAGGUGGGAAACUUAGAAGACACCAACGAACUCACACAGGGGAGAAACCAUUUAAAUGUAUUGAAUGUGGAAAGAGCUACAGUGAAAGUGGAGCACUUAGAAGACAUCAACGAACUCACACAGGGGGAAAAUCACAGAUACUUUAAUAAACCCCUUAGGUGUUUUUUACCUUUCAAACCACGCCAAUGCUUUCAGCCCCAGAAGAGGAGCUCCCCUUGGUGUCAGGGUAGGGGUCCAAGGGAGCAUCUGGAGCCCUGCCAUUCCUUCUGUCCCUGGCCCCUUCCCCUCCUCUCUAUGCCAUCCCAGGGCCACUCUUGACUCCACAGCAGGAGACUGGAUCUGUCUGUGAUGGUGAGAUGUCCUGGCUGGUUGACGGACCACUUCCUGUUUCCUGGAGCUCCAUCCUGCCUUCUGAUGCAAGGUGGAGUCAUGAAGCAGGUGAAGGCUGUGCACACCUAAGGGUGGUGCAGCGGGUGGGUGGGAUUCUGCUUAACCUUUCCCCGUCUGCUCCUUUUCUGGAUCCAAAUCCCCACACAAAAAGGGGUAGUGUGAGGGCGCAAUCAGUGUUAUGGAGCUGCACUGAAAAUCAUUGCUUUGUGACCGUAAGAGGCCCUUCUCAAAAAAACAACCAUCAAGAGAAUUUAAGCUAUAGAAUUUAAAACAAACAGAUAAUUACAAAAAAAGAAAGCAGUCUGGUGCCACAUUGCGUAGGAGUUACUUUAACACACUCUACCUGGGGCUGCCUUUGAAAAGAGCUCAGAAACUUCAACGGCUCAAAGAGCUGCAGACACAGUACUGACCAGGGCUGGCUAUAGGCAGCAUAGGACUCCCAUAUUAGAACAGCUCCAUCUGCCUAAUUGUCUGUUUCUGGACACAAUGUUUCCACAAGAAGAGGAAGAUAGAUUUGGAGUGCCGCAUUUUCAAAAAAGAUGGACACACGACUUUCUUUGUGGAGCUGAAAGGCAUGCCCGUGUGCCUCAUUUGUGGUGAGGCCCUCUCCGUCCUGAAGAAGGCCCACCUGCAGAGGCACCACAGGAUGAAGCACAUCCAGUACGAGGAGUUCCAAGGGCAGCUGCGCCAGGAGAAGGUCAAGGCGCUGAAAACGGACCUGUUGGGUAGCCUGUGGCCCCUCCAGAUGAAGUGAUAUUGCAACUCACGUCUUCUUUAGCCGUUGGCCACGCUGGCUGGGGCUCAUGGGAGCUGGAGUUCAAGGAUCUAGGUCCACAAAUGCCGGGGACAAUUCAAAUCCCUCCUCAGUCGUGAAGCCGAUUGGGUGACUUAAAGCUGGUCGCCAUCUUUAUGCGAAACCUCCCUCGCAGGGUUGCUGUGUGCGUGAAAGCAAUAUAUCUUGUGGUGGGCUUCAUGAGGGGAGUGUGGAACAGAAAUGUAAUUCAUGGGUAAGAAGACAGGAAAUAGUUAUGCGGUUUUAGCAGUAAUGUUAUAGAAUUAGGUAAAAUUCAGAUGCAAGUAAUGGACCACAUGGAAAUGGCGGAAAUGACUGGCAGAAUCCGAGACCAGGGAGAAGAGUUGGUGGAAGAAGAUUGGAGGAAAUUUAAAAUUUAUUUACAGAAACAUUGUAAAAUUUUUGAAUGUUAAUGGCAUUGAAAUGAACUGAAGGGGUUCUAGCAACAAGGUAAAAAAUAAGAUUGGAUUGAUAAUAGAUAAAUUAAUUGGAUAUGAAUUUGCUGAACUAAUUUUCAAAAGGGAUACAAAAAAGGGAGACGUGAGGAAGUCAGGAAAAUAAGUGAAUCAAAGAUGAGGAAUUAAAAAGAGGGAUUUUUGUGGGGGGUUUUUAAUGUGCUUUUUUCUUUCUUUUUCUUUUUUCUUUUCUAAGUUAAACUUUUGUAUUUUUUGUAUUUUAUAAUUUUAUAUUUUUGUGUGUUUUUUCCUUUUUCUGUUUGUUGUUAUUCUUAAAACUUAAUAAAAUAUCAUUUAAAAAAAACAGAUCAUGAAUAGGUGAUUAUGUAAAGUUACAAUAUAUUAAGAUAAAUCAUUAAGAUAAAAGCAAAAAUGGAAAGGAUUUGCUGAAGUAACUAAUUGAACUAGAAUACAAAAAAGGGAGGUGUGAGGAGGUCAGGGAAACAAGUAAAUGAAAGACAAGACAUGUAAAGAUUGAUUUGUUUUUAAUUGUUUUUAUUUUUCUGUACUUUGUUUUUUCUGUUUUCUUUUUAUUUUUGUAAUUCUUUGAAACUUUAAUAAAUAUUAUUUAUUUAAAAAAAAAAAAGAAUUAUGGUGCUGGAGGAGACUCGUGAGAGUCCCAUGGACUGCAAGAAGAUCAAACCUAUCCAUUCUGAAGGAGAUCAGCCCUGAGUGCUCACUGGAAAGACACAUACUGAAGCUGAGGUUUCAAUACUUUGCCCACCUCAUGAGAAGAGAAGGCUCCCUGGAAAAGACCCCCCUGAUGUUGGGAAAGAUGGAGGGCACACGGAGAAGGGGACGACAGAGGACGAGAUGGUUGGACAGUGUCCUCAAAGCUACGAACAUGAGUUUGACCAAGCUGCAGGAGGCAGUAGAAGACAGGAGUGCCUGGCGUGCUCUGGUCCAUGGGGUCAUGAAGAGUCGGACACAAAUAAACGACUAAACAACAACAAACUUGCCAAAUGAACCUUAUAUUGGCCCGUUUGACAAGACCAGCUACCAUGUUUGAGUUGUUGUUGUUUUUGGGGGGGGGAGGGGAAAGGCUUAAGCAUAAUUUUGGGAGGCAGCAAAUGGUCACAUUUAUUUAUUUAUUUUUAGUAAUAUUUAUUAAGGUUUUAAAGGUUACAAAAAGAAAAAAUAAUAACAUCAUAUUAAACAUCAAAAACAACACAUCAUAAUAGGAAAAGAAAAAAAAGAAAAUACAAAAAACAGAAAAAAGUCCAUUAAAAAAAUAAAACAUCGAAUCUUCCCAUAACUUAUCAUUUGUUAGCUUGUUUUCUUGACCUCCUCACACCUCCCUUUUUUGUAUUCUAGUUCGGUUAACUAUUUCAGCAAAUCCUUUCCAUCUUUUCCAAUUUUUGCCCUGUAAUUUAUCUUAAUAUGAUAUAACUUUACUUUCCCUCGUUUCACCAAUUAACAGUCUAUUUUUUCCUAAUCCUUUAUAACAUUUCUGCUAAAACCACAUAAGUUCAUUCCAAUAUCUUUCUAACAUUCAUUAAUUUUACAAUGUUUCUUUAAAUAGUCUUUAAAUUUCUUCCAAUCUUCUUCCACCGACUCUUCUCCCUGGUCUCGGAUCCUGCCAGUCAUUUCCGCCAGUUCCAUGUACUCCAUCACCUUCAUCUGCCAUUCUUCCCGGGUGGGUAGAUCUUGUGUCUUCCAAUACUUUGCGAUAAGUAUUCUUGCUGCUGUUGUAGCAUACAUUAAAAAAUUUCUAUCCUUCUUUAACACCAACUGGCCGACCAUGCCCAGGAGAAAGGCCUCUGGUUUCUUCAGAAAGGUAUAUUUAAAUACCUUUUUCAUUUCAUUAUAAAUCAUCUCCCAGAAAGCCUUAAUCCUUGGGCACGUCCACCAAAGGUGAAAGAAUGUACCUUCAGUCUCUUUACAUUUCCAACAUUUAUUGUCAGGCAAAUGAUAUAUUUUUGCGUGCCUAACUGGUGUCAUGUACCACCUGUAUAUCAUUUUCAUAAUAUUCUCUCUUAAGGCAUUAAUAGAGCAACUAUUACACGUGGAUUUGGAGAAACCACUGAGGUUGGAGACAGACGCAUCAGACAGAGCCAUCGGGGCUGUUCUUUUGCAGUCAGGAUUGGGCAAGCAAGAAUGGAAACCGUGUGCCUUUUUCUCGAGGAAGCUGAGCAAGUCGGAACAAAACUACACCGUGUAUGACCGAGAACUGCUCGCAAUCUACGCGGCCUUUCGUCGGUGACGCCAUCUGCUGAUAGGGGCGCAGCGCAAGAUCCAGGUUUGUACAGAUCACAAGAACUUGGAAUACUGGAGGACAGCACGAGUGCUCAACCAGAGACAGAUUCGCUGGGCGCAGGAAUUCUCCAAGUUUUCUUUUGCCAGGAGAGCAAAACGUGAGAGCAGACGCUCUUUCGCGAAAACCAGAGUACUUCGAAGGAGAGGGGCCGCCGGAGACACGACACGUCAUACCUGAGGACCGAUGGGUGUGUGGGGGAACUCUAGUGGGCACGAGGGAACUGGCAGGGCUCACUAGGAACGAUGAAUUCGCCCGAACAAAAAUCAGGGAACUCCAAAAUGGGAGGGGAGCACCAGAGGGGUUUGAAGAGAAGGAAGAGGUGUUGUACUAUAGGGGGGCGAUGUACGUACCGGGGGAAGUUCUAAGAAGAAGGGUACUCAAACAACUACAUGACACCCCCACAGCGGGACACUUUGGACAACACAAAACUAUGAUGUUGGUGACCAGACAAUUCUGGUGGCCAAGGGUGAGGGAAGAUGUACGAGAAUAUGUACGAGGGUGCGACUGCUGCCAAAGGGCCAAAGGGGAACGCACGGUACCAGCAGGUUUACUGGAACCCUUACCCACACCAAACAAACCCUGGGAGGUGGUGUCUAUUGAUUUUAUGACGGAUUUGCCCAAAUCAAGGGGAAAAACAGCAGUAAUGGUAGUAGUCGACUUGCUAACCAAAAUGUGCCAUUUCAUAGCCUGCUCACACGCGGUGACGGCAGAAGAAACGGCACGGUUGUUUGUAGAGCACAUUUUUAGGUUGCAUGGCGCCCCCUUGAGGGUUCUCUCCGACCGCGGAAAACAAUUUACUUCCCGGUUCUGGAGGAAGCUCAUGAGUCUGCUGCAAGUCGAGGUGAGUUUCUCGACAGUGAGACACCCAGAAACCAAUGGGCAAGCGGAAAGGGCAAACAGCAUACUCCAGCAAUACUUGCGCUGCUACGUAAGCAAGAGGCAGAAUGAUUGGGUAGAGAAACUAGCGUUAGCGGAAUUUGCGUACAAUAACGCUGAACAUGUGUCCACGGGAAUGAGUCCGUUUAUGGCCAACUAUGGGUGUCAUCCCAGGGCAUUUCCGGGUAGCGAGGAACAAAGCUGGAGUGUGCCCGCUGCUGAACAGUUUGUGGAAGAAAUGGAAGCUCUACACCAACAACUUAAGAUGAACCUAGAGAGGGCCAAGGUGAAUUACAAGAAGCAAGCAGAUAAGCACCGCAGGGAAGGGCAAACCAUACGGGUGGGGGAUCGAGUGUGGCUAUCCACUCAAGGGUUACCCUUUAAAGGAGGGUGCAAGAAGUUGCAGCCUAGAUGGCUCGGGCCAUUUGAAAUUACACAACAGAUAAACCCCGUGGCAUUCAAGCUCAGGUUGCCCGACAGUAUGAAAAUACAUCCUGUGUUCCACAGAUCCUUGCUCUCACCACACAGAGAGGGGUGGGAGUUCGUGGGGCGGGAAGUAGAAGUCAUGCCACAACCACAGGUAGAAGAAAGGGAACACCAAAGCUCGGCCGCGGAAAUAGUUGAUUCAAGGUGGAGAGGUCGGCAAGUGGAGUACUUGAUGGCGUGGGAAGGAGAGCCCUUGUCGGAAAACACGUGGGUGCCAGCGGAAGCAGUUGGUGACGAGCAUAUGGUGGAAGUGUUCCACCGCCGGUUCCCGGAUAAGCCCCAGCCCUUAGAGAGAUUCUGGGAGGAACAAUUUGGCACCACAGAUGACAAAGAGAGUUUCGAAGGGUUUUCAGAAUCCGAGGAAGAAUCGGACUGGGAGGGUCACCCCAUGGGUGGGAACCUUGGCAGGUGGGAAGAGGUUUCCGCACCCACGGAGGAGGAGGACAGCUCCUUCCGGGGUUUUCCUGUCUCACCGACCAGAGAAGAGGAAGAGAUAGAGCCCACAGGUCGAUCGGGGAGUGAAGGGGGCCCUGGGGGGGAGGUGGAUGUCAGGGAACUGACAUCAGAGACAUGGGAGAAGGAGAGGGUCUCCGAUUCUGCAGGUGAAGGUCCUAGCACAAGGGGGAGACUCAGCUUGGUGGAAGGGGAAGGAAAUACGCAUAACACCAAGAGUCCACGAGAGCAAUGGGAAGAGGAGGUGGAAGGGCUCCGGGAUUCUUCCCUGGAAGUCAGUGAAGAGAGCCCAGGCACUCUGCUACCCACGCCCACCCUGCGCAGGAGACUCCCGCGCAAUGAAAGGCGGAGACGAUUGGGUGUCAAACAGCUUUUAUGCUGGCAGAGGUUUAAGAAAUGCCCACAGACAGAUUCUGCCAGUGACUGAGGCAGCCAUGCGGAGAUGGGCUGUGCAGUCCGAAGGGUUUAACCAGGCAACCAAGCGCCCAAACGGGGUCGGCUUACGCACGAGUAACUCCAUUACAUUAUCAUACCACAAAUAUGCAUGCCACCCAAAUACAUUAUUGAAACCUUCUAAAUCCAAAAUGUCUGAGUUUUCAAGAAGAAGCCAUUCUUUCAGCCAGCAAAAAGCAGCUGAUUCAUAGUAAAGUUUAAGGUCUGGCAGGGCAAAUCCACCUCUUUCUUUUGCAUCAGUUAGUAUUUUAAAUUUUAUUCUGGGCUUCUUGCCCUGACAGACAAAUCUAGAAAUAUCUCUUUGCCACUUCUUGAAACAGUCAAUUUUAUCCAAAAUUUGCAGUGUUUGAAACAAAAACAACAUUCUUGGCAAUACAUUUAUUUUUAUCACAGCAAUACGGCCUAGCAAUGAAAGCUUCAGAUUUGACCAUAUUUCUAAAUCCUUUUUCACUUCCAUCCAGCAUUUUUCAUAAUUAUCUUUGAAUAAAUUCACAUUCUUGGCAGUCAUAUUAACCCCCAGGUAUUUCACUUUCUUAACCAAUGUUAAACCUGUCUCCUUCUGAAACCUCCCCCUCUCAGUCACUGUUAUUCUCUAAAACCUUAGUUUUUAACUUACUCAACUUGAAUCCUGCAACCUGACCAAAUUCUUGAAUCAGUUCCAAUACUCUUUUAGUGCUAGAUUCUGGCUCCUGUAAUGUCAAUACUAGAUCACCAGCAAAUGCUUUCAAUUUGUAAUGUUUGGCUCCGACUUGUAUACCUUUAACCAAUUGGUCCCUUCUAAUCAUAUUUAAGAGAACCUCCAGGUCCGAUAUAAAAAGCAAUAGGAAAAUUGGGCAACCUUGUCGCGCUUUUUAAUUUCGUGACUGCUGUCACCAUCUGCAGUGAUCAUGGAGCCAUCUGCAGUGAUCAUGGAGCCCAAGAAAGUAAAAUCUCUCAUUGCCUCCAUUUCUUCCCCUUCUAUUUGCCAGGAGGUGAUGGGACCAGUGGCCAUCAUCUUCGGUUUUUUGAUGUUGAGCUUCAGACCAUAUUUUGCGGUCUCCUCUUUCACCCUCAUUAAGAGGUUAAUUCCUCCUCGCUUUCUGCCAUCAAGGUUGUGUCAUCUGCAUAUCUGAGGUUGUUGAUAUUUCUUCCGGCAAUCUUAAUUCUGGCUUGGGAUUCAUCCACUCCAGCCUUUCACAUGUUGAAUUCCGCAUAUAAGUUAAAUAAGCGGGGAGCAAUAUACAGCCUUGUUGUACUCUUUCCCAAUUUUGAACCAAUCAGUUGUUCCAUGUCCAGUUCUAACUGUAGCUUCUUGUCCCACAUAUAGAUUUCUUAUGUUAAGGAAAUUAGGGGGGGCACAUCUUUAAAGUUAUUAAAUGUUACAGAUAUUAUGCCUGAAUGUAUCCUUUCAACUUGACAGCUCAGGGAAGUUACCAUAUUUUUGCUCUAUAAGACUCACUUUUUCCCUCCUAAAAAGUAAGGGGAAAUGUGUGUGGGUCUUAUGGAGUGAAUGCAGGCUGCACAGCUAUCACAGAAGCAAGAACAGCAAGAGGGAUUGCUACUUUCACUGCGCAGCGAUCCCUCUUGCUGUUCUGGCUUCUGAGAUUCAGAAUACUUUUUUUCUUGUUUUCCUCCUCCAAAAACUAGAUGCGUCUUGUGGUCUGGUGCGUCUUAUAGAGCGAAAAAUACGGUACCUAGCUUUAAAAAUAAUAUAAAAUCAACACCUUUGCCAGUUUCCUCCAUUUCAAAGCUAUUUUCCCCUUGAAAAAGGACUCCAGGAAGUGUCCAGGGGUGAGAAUUGCUGAGCUGGGCCAAGGAAAGCCUAAUCCUAUCACCAAACGUGCCAAGGGGCCAGACAUGCAAAGGAAGUUCUAUUGUACUUUGGGUGAUGGGACUUCAGAGGUGUUUGCCUAUGCUAAUCUUAUACCUGAGUCUUGCCCUGACAUGUCUGCUUAUGCUAAUCUUGUACCAAGGACUUGUCUGGACAUGUUUGCCAAGGUUAGACUAGUGUAACCCCUGUCUACCCCUCUGCUAUUGUGACAUGUCAGUGAUGUAACAAUCAUAUAGCAAUGAUGCUCUACGAACUGUAUUCUGGGAUAUGGUGGGAAAGUUUUAAAAGUCUUUGUCACCCCAUGCUUGGGGUCCAAAAUUCCUCUUUGAACCUGUUGCGCAAUAAACUUUGGUCUACAGCUAUUUGCUCCAGUUGGUGACUGGAUUCCUUCCUUUAUUCUGCAAGGGACCUGCGGGCUCUUCCCAAUGAGCUGGUUUGACUGAGCAGUCUCACACCUAGAUUUUACCAUAACACUCAGGAGACAGAUGAGGUGAUCAGGCACUCCUAUUUCUUUAAGAACUUGCCAUAAUUUGCUGUGGUCGACACAGUCAAAGGCUUUUAUGUAGUCAGUGAAGCAGAAGUAGAUGUUUUUAUGGAACUCCCUAGCUUUCUCCAUAAUCCAGCAUGUUUGCAAUUUGGUCUCUGGUUCCUCUGCCCCUUCGAAAUCCAGCUUGCACUCCUGGGAGUUCUCAGUCUGUCAGGUUCCACUCUGAAAGAACCCUCAGAGGAGGCUGGAUCUUUCCUCAUAACUCAUCGCUGGAGGCAUAAGCUGCAGAGCUCUCACGGAAGGAAGCUUAAACUUGAGAAGCCAGUUUGUUCUUGCUGGAGAUGGCUAGGAGAAGCAGCAGCAGCAGUUGCAAAUAAGUCAUGCAAUGUUGAAGAAGCUUAGGAUCUCUCUCUGGGACCAGAGAGAGGAAAGCUGACUGAAUCACAUAAAGGACUGAACAUUGUUUGCAACGUGCUACUUUAUCAUGUUUAUCUUAUUGUUAGACUGUUUAAGACUGUUCUGCGGUAAAGCUUCAAAACUUAUUUUUGUGAUGGAGAGAAUUCAUUUCCACACAAGGUCCAGAUCAGGAAUUCCACAGAACAACUUUAACAGCAAGUACUUGAAGGGUACUUCAGCAAGUACUUCAACAAGUACUUGAAGGGACGCGGGUGGUGCUGGUUGUUAAACCACAGAGCCUAGGGCUUGCCGAUCAGAAGGUUGGCAGUUCAAAUCCCCACGGCGGGGUGAGCUCCCGUUGCUCGGUUCCUGCUCCUGCCAACCUAGCAGUUCGAAAGAACAUCAAAGUGCAAGUAGAUAAAUAGGUACCGCUCUGGCGGGAAGGUAAACGGCGUUUCUGUGCGCUGUUCUGGUUCACCAGAAGUAGCUUAGUCAUGCUGGCCACAUGACCCGGAAGCUGUACGCCGGCUCCCUCGGCCAGUAAGAGAGAUGAGCGCUGCAACCCCAGAGUUGUCUACAACUGGGUCUAAUGGUCAGGGGUCCCUUCACCUUUACCUUUACUUGAAGGACCAAACCAAGAAUUACAACAAUCUCUUCCUCAAAAUGGUUCAGCCUCCACCACCUUUACUGCAGUCAACUGAAGGCAACCAACUAUGCCCUGGGCCCCCCGAUCUUUCUCACUGCUAAUGAAAACUAAUAAAUGAAAAGGAAGAGAACCUAUCCAUGUCACACUGACACAAACACCUUGCAUAUGAACUUUGUAAAAUAAUGAAAGUGUACUAAUUUAUUAUUUGUACCCCGCCCAUCUGGCUGGGUUUCCCCAACCACUCUGGGCGGCUUCCAACAAAGAUGAAAAAUACACUAAAAUGUCACAUAUUAAAAACUUCCCUGAACAGGGCUGCCUUCAGAUGUCUUCUGAAUGUCAGGUAGUUGUUUAUCGCUUUGACAUCUGAUGGGAGGGCGUUCCACAGGACGGGCGCCACUACCGAGAAGGCCCUCUGCCUGGUUCCCUGUAACUUGGCCUCUCGCAGUGAGGGAACCGCCAGAAGGCCCUCGGAGCUGGACCUCAGUGUCUGGGCAGAACGAUGGGGGUGGAGACGCUCCUUCAGAUAUACUGGACCGAGGCCGUUUAGGGCUUUAAAGGUCAGCACCAACACUUUGAAUUGUGCUUGGAAACUUACUGGGAGCCAAUGUAGGUCUUUCAAGACCGGUGUUAUAUGAUCUCGGUGGCUGCUCCCAGUCACCAGUCUAGCUGCCGCAUUCUGGAUUAGUUGUAGUUUCCGGGUCACCUUCAAAGGUAGCCCCACGUAGAGCGCAUUCCAGUAGUCCAAGCGGGAGAUAACCAGAGCAUGCACCACUCUGGCGAGACAGUCUGCAGGCAGAUAGGGUCUCAGCCUACGUACCAGAUGGAGCUGGUAAACAGCUGCCCUGGAUACAGAUUUGACCUGUGCCUCCAUGGACAGCUGUGAGUCCAAAAUGACUCCCAGGCUGCGCACCUGGUCCUUCAGGGGCACAGUUACCUCAUUCAGGACCAGGGAAUCCUCCACACCUGCCCGCCUCCUGUCCCCCCAAAACAGUACUUCUGUCUUGUCAGGAUUCAACCUCAAUCUGUUAGCCGCCAUCCAUCCUCCAACCGCCUCCAGACACUCACACAGGACCUUCACCGCCUUCACUGGUUCUGAUUUAAAAGAGAGGUAGAGCUGGGUAUCAUGCGCAUACUGAUGAACACCCACCCCAAACCUCCUGAUGAUCUCUCCCAGUGGCUGCAUGUAGAUGUUGAAAAGCAUGGGGGAGAGGACAGAACCCUGAGGCACCCCACAAGUGAGAGCCCAGGGGUCUGAACACUCAUCCCCACCACCACUUUCUGAACACGGCCCAGGAGGAAGGAGCGGAACCACUGUAUGACAGUGCCCCCAGCUCCCAGCCCCUCAAGACGGUCCAGAAGGAUGUUAUGGUCGAUGGUAUCAAACACCGCUGAGAGAUCCAGCAGAACUAGGAAACAGCUCUCACCUUUGUCCCUAGCCCGCCGGAUAUCAUCAACCAGUGCGACCAAGGCAGUUUCAGUCCCAUGAUGAGGCCUGAAUCCCGACUGGAAGGGAUCCAAAUGGUCCGCUUCUUCCAGGCGUGCCUGGAGUUGUUCAGCAACCACUCGCUCAAUCACCUUGCCCAAGAAUGGAAGAUUUGAGACUGGGCGAUAAUUGGCCAUCGUGGCCGCAUCUAAAGAUGGCUUUUUAAGAAGCGGUUUAAUAACCGCCUCUUUUAACGGGUCUGGGAAGGCUCUCUCACGGAGGGAAGCAUUCACCACCCCACGAAGCCCAUCGCCCAGUCCUUCCCGGCUAUCUUUUAUAAGCCAGGAUGGGCAAGGAUCCAGGAGACAGGGGGUUGGCUUCACUCGUCCAAGCAGCCUGUCCACAUCCUCGGAGGUAACAGGUUGGAAUUGAUCCCACACAACUUGACUAGACAGGACUCUAGCACUCUCCCGCCCUGGCUCUGCUCCCACGGUGGAGUCUACUUCUUCCCGAAUCUGAGCGAUUUUAUCUGCAAAAAACUUUGCAAAAUCAUAUACAAAGAUCUGUUGUUUCUUUUCCAACAUGCUAGAAGUUGCAGCCAGGAUCAGCAUUCCCUGUCCACUGAACAUUCUCAGUCUUUCCACUUGGUUGUUUUUGGAUUUCCUUCCACUGCCUUGGUUCCCCCACCCCCAAAUAUUAUUUGUACUUCCAUAAACCUUGAUGUUUUCCCCAGUCUUUGGAUAACUUCCCCUCGUCCCUGGGUGGAGCCGUUUGGGUGACAUAAUGAUUGUUAUUCACAGCCUGAACAUCAGAAAUAGAAAGAGUAAUAAUAUAUUUCAAAAACUGGCAAAUGGUUAAAAAAUGUGCUUUUGUUUUUAUUCUUGAGUUUUAUUUUACUUUGUGUUUAUUUCUUUUCCAGCAGGGUGGCAUAAAAAUGGAAGAGCAGGGACCCAGGAGACCCAUUCAAAGGGAGAGACUGGAGUGCAAAGGAAGGAAACCUCCUGCCGGCCAAGUUGGGACCAUCAGGGAUCUUCUGCCUUGGGCAGAUUUUUGUCAAAUUAAGCAGGAGCCAGAGGAGGGGCAGCCGCAGCAGCACUGGGAGGCCCAGAAGCAGGAUUUCCUGAAGAUGAUGCAGCCCCCUCCUUCAGGGUGGGAAACCCCACAGGCUCCCAGUUCUCCCCACUCUGGGGAUGGUGUCCUCUCCUUCAGGGGAGCUGCGGGUGCCAGUCGGUGGCCCAGUGGGAGAGCAGGGGGGACAGACCAGACCCUGCUCCCAGACACUGAGGGGCUUCUGGGAAAGGUAAGUGCCCUCCUCUCACCUGGGUUUCCAGGACCUGGAGGUCACAGGUCCACUGCCUCUAGACAUGGAGGUUCUGUUUAGCUUUGGUGGUGAAUAUUCCUCCUCCCUGCACUUUCUCUCUAAUCCGCUUUUAAAAGGCUUGCUAGACCAAACUUUCUUAUACAUGGGAGUUUUGUGAUCAUAUCUCCUUCUGUUCGUACUUUACCUAAACAGCUGCAGGGGACACUGAAUUUCAUCAGAGCAGAAGCUACGUCAGAAGAGGGGUCCUUCCACCAACCCCCUUUUUCCUCCUCUAAAUUUCCUCCAUUUCCAAAAUGCUCUUUUUGCUCCCCACUGGGGUAGAAAUCUUGGCACGUCUUGCAGCCUCAGCACUGCCAUGUGCAGUUCAAAUAGAAUAACACUGGCCUACCUUGCAAGGUUGUUGCAAGAUUUAUUAAGAUAAUGGCCAGGUUCAGAUGACUAAAUCACAGCCUGAAAAGCUGGGUUAAAAAUAGGAACAGUUUGUAAUGCAUUGCUGCAGCAAAGUUAUGCUAAGGCCUAAGUUGACCCAAGUUUAAAACUAAAAACUCUAGCCGCCACCACAGUCUCCUUGCCCCCACAGCCAGAAUGCAUCACUCCAGGAAGGACUCCCACCCAACCUUUAGUGUGAGAGGGCAAAAGAAAAGGACUCCGCAUGGGUAGUUGCACAAAUUUACCAGCUGUGGUCCUGCCCUGCAGUGAGGCUAACAAACAGGGGAGCUGGGAAUGUGCUGGUCCCAUAUCUGCCUCCUGACCUAAUUGUCCCACCUUACCUCAUGAUUGGGCCAGCCCUGAGGGUGAACUGUGAUGAAACCAGGCAGUCUCUUAUGAGCCAUAACUAACAAACUUUCCAUUUUUCCCAAACCAGGAAACUACAGCUGCCAGCUUUGGAAUAAGCUGGGAUAUUAAGCUAACUUCAAUCUGUGCUUGGUGAAAACAGGAAACUCUGGUUGAUAAGUGGCUUCGUGGUUUGACUGAUCCCACUGAUAGCAGUAAAAAUAGGAAGGGCAAAAGAAAAGGACUCUGCAUGGGUAGUUGCACAAAUUUACCAGCUGUGGUCCUGCACUGGCAGCAAGGCUAACAAACAGGGGAGCUGGGAACGUGCUGGUCCCAUAUCUCCCUGCAUCUGCCUUCUGACCUAAUUGUCCCACCUAACCUCAUGAUUGGGCCGGCCCUGAUGGGGAACUGUGAUGAAGCCAUAACUAACAAACUUUCCAUUUUGCCCAAACCAGGAAACUACGGCUGCCAGCUUUGGAAUAAGCUGGGAUAUUAAGCUAACUUCAAACUGUGCUUGGUCAAAACAGGAAACUCUGGCUGAUCAGUGGCUUCGUGGUUUGACUGAUCCCACUGAUAGCAGUAAAAAUAGGAAGCCCUGUUGCAUUCAAAGGGGUUGUUUGCACAGAGUCUCUGAUCAGCAUGCCUAGCAGGACAGGCUUAAAAAGGUAUAGGGACCCCUGACCAUUAGGUCCAGUCGUGACCGACUCUGGGGUUGUGGCACUCCUCUCGCUUUACUGGCCGAGGAUGCCGGCGUACACCUUCCGGGACAUGUGGCCAGCAUGACUAAGCCGCUUCUUGCGAAGCAGAGCAGCGCAUGGAAAUACCGUUUACCUUCCUGCCGGAGCGGUGCCUAUUUAUCUACUUGCACUUUGACGUGCUUUCGAACUGCUAGGUUGGCAGGAGCAGGGACCAAGCAAUGGGAGCUCACCCCGUUGCGGGGAUUUGAACUGCCAGCCUUCUGAUCGGCAAGUCCUAGGCUCUGUGGUUUAACUCACAGCGCCACUCGUGUCCCAGGACAGGCUUGGGAAUCAGUUGUUAUUAUUAUUAUUAUUAUUAUUAUUAUUAUUAUUAUUAUUAUUUGCAUCCUCCCUAUCUGACUGGGUUGCCUCAGCUGGGCAACUGGGUAGCUUCCAACAAAAUAAAAACCAUCAAAAAUUUCCUUGUAAAAGGCUGCCUUGGAAGUCUUCCAUUUUGUAGAAAUGGCCUUCGGUUUUAAAGAAUUGCCCUCUUUAAGUAAUCACGUGGUGUAAACAUGUAUGUCGUCCUCUACGUCCAAACACACACAGACACACACAUAGUAGGAACAAGCAGUGCUUUAAAGUGCUUCUCUUGCAAACUUGCCAUCUAAGUUGUUUACUCCUGACCAAAGCUCCUGUUUCCCAAAAGGACAGGAGAGGGAGCAGAGGAGGAAACCGAUGGGUUUGAAGGCUCUUUCCCUCAGCCGCCUCUCUCCUUUGAGGAACAAGAGAAAAGGGUGUUUGCAGGGCAGGAGGACAGAGGCGGCGGCAGCGAGGGCAGAGGGAGCAGUGGGCGGAUCCACCGCCUCUCCCAGGGGGUCCUGAUGCAAGCAAGGGGCUUCCUUCUUCUCCAUGCAAGGGCCACCCAUGUAUUCAGAGCAGUCCUUUGCAAAUUAACUCUUAAGUUCUAUGGGAUCUACUCUCAGGCCACUAAUGUGCAUACCGUGCCAGCCUUAGGAAGGGAGGUGGGACAGGCAGGUGAAAGGAAUUGCCAAAGGUGUUUGAAAAUGCGUGGGGGCUCUUGGGAAGGGGAUGCCCAAUUGGGGCUUCUCCAGGGGCAGCAGAAUGUCUUGGGCAGGAGAAUUCCUGAAGGGGCUCUGAGACUCCCUUGGCUUCUUCUUCCCUCCCUCCCAGGAAGCUGCAACUGGCUCUGGAUUCUGCACUCCUCAGGAAGCUGAACCUGCAAACCUAGCUGAGACUGAACCUGCAACCCUGGCCAGGAUGGAAGGAGGAAGAUGGUCGAAAUAUUGGGAAAUAUUAGAAAAAGAUGGUGAUACUUGGAGAUUGCAGAGUUUUGAGAAAUUAAAGGACAAAGUGCAAGACUGGUUACAUUAUGCUCAGAUUAGGGAGGUUUUUAAUCUGGACAAAAAAAUAGGUUUCCAGGUGGAAAAAUCGAAACUAGAGACAGAGUGUUAGAACCUAAGACUAAGGUACUUUCAAAAAUGUACAACUUGCUGUUAAAAUGGAACACUCAAGAUGAAACGGUUAAAUCAGCUAUGAUAAAAUGGGCACAGGACAUUGGGUAUAAUAUCAUGUUUGCUGACUGGGAAAGGUUAUGGACCACCGGUGUGAGGUUCACGGCAUGUAAUGCCCUGAAAGAAAAUAUUAUGAAAAUGAUUUAUAGGUGGUACAUGACCCCAGUCAAGCUUGCAAAAAUAUAUCAUUUGCCUGAUAAUAAAUGUUGGAAAUGUAAGGGAACUGAAGGAACAUUCUUUCACCUCUGGUGGACUUGCCCAAGGGUUAAGGCUUUCUGGGAAAUGAUCUAUAACGAGUUAAAAAAGGUAUUUAAGUAUACCUUCCCUAAGAAACCAGAGGCCUUCCUUUUGGGCAUUGUUGGCCAGAGGGUGCUAAAGAAGGACCGAACUUUAUUUAUGUAUGCAACAACAGCAGCAAGAAUACUCAUUGCAAAACAUUGGAAGACCCAAGAUUUGCCCACUCUGGAAGAAUGGCAGACGCAACUGAUAGACUACAUGGAACUGGCAGAAAUGACUGGCAGAAUCCGAGACCUGGGAGAAGAGACAGUGGAAGAGGACUGGAAAAAGUUUAAGGACUAUCUACAAAAAUAUUGUAAACUGUAUGAAUGUUAAGAAGAUGCAGGACAGAAAACAACAUGGCAUCAGCAAUUUAGUUGAAAGAAAUAUGAGAAUAAGUGAUGUAUAAGAACAAAGAUGAAAUUUGGAUUAAUAUUAUGUCUAAAUUAAAUAUCAAAGUAUUUGAUAAAAAUAUCUAAAGUUGGAGACAUAAUAUCUGAAAAUUACAAAAUAAGAGUUGAAACAAGGUGAUAAAUUGCUGCUUAUAAUUUUAUAAUUGGGAACGCAGGAAAGGGAGAUGUGAGGAAGUCCGAAAGGUUAUGGAAAUAUGGUUUUUUGACACUCGAUUUUGUUGUAUUUUAUAUAUUCUGUGUUAAUUUUUUUGUCUUUUUCUUUCUUUCUUUCUUUGUUUUAUCUUGGUGAUGGUAUUUUAUGUGUUUGGUGAUUUAUUGUUUAAAACCUUUAAUAAAUAUCUUUUUUAAAAAAAAAGGAAGGAGGAAGAUGGACGGGUGACUCUGUUUUCUUCCUCCAGGCUUUGAAAUCUUAGGUGUUAUUUCCACGGCAGAAAUAAUUGAUGAUAAUGAUGUUGCACACCAAUCCUGAAAAAUCGGUGAAGGGGGAUGGAAAUGCUUCCCAUAAUUAUUUAUAAUUAAUGUAUUUAAAUUGUUUCUGUUAAUUUUAUUUGUUGUAGACAGGGUCAGAGAGAUACAUUCCACCAGCAUCAAAAUACAAUAAAUGUAAGCACCUCUCCAGUUUGGUGGGCUUAGGGGACAAAGGACCCAUUAUCAUGAUACACAAUUCCUGUGGCUGGAGGCUCUACACUUAGGAUUGGACAUAUGAAGACCAACAGUGGUCAGUAUUAUUUACUCGGUUACUAAUGAUCGCCAUAGUAGAAGAAGAAGCAAAUUGUGUAAACUUGCCAAUCUUUCAGACUGGGAUUGUGUGUUAGAGUGAGUGGGAUAAUAAUUUAUACCACCCUGUAAUUUUGUCCGUCCCUAAGCUUACAUGGAGAUACUAUGGUACAACCUUGGUACAAAUUUCAAAAUAAGUACACAAAGCCAACAAAGAGACUCAGAAGUUUAUAGUGGCACCACGUAUCCUGCUCAAAAUUCCACUUUGUCUGACUGCAGCCCACAAAAGCUUAGGCCAUAUACAUCUAUCAGCCUUUAAGGGCUGCAAAGAUGAAUCAACAGAAGCAUAGUUCAUCUAUGGAAUCCAUCCUACAGGAGACAGUGACGGACAGCAACUUGGAUAGCUUGAAAAAAAGGAUAAGACUGACGUCUCUGCUCUGCCCUCGCGGUCCUAGGCAAUAACGCUUCUUAAUACUAGUUUCUGGAAAGCACAGGAAGGCAGAGAAGACUCUUGUGCUCCAAUCCUGCUUGCCGGUUUCCCACAGGCAUCUGGUUGGCCUCUGUGAGAAUCAUGUGUUGCUCCUGCCAUUAUCUCAUCUGCUUUUCAAAAAAUAUGGAACCUAGAGAGGACAGUGGAGAAUGAGGAUGUUACAAUGAGAGAAGAUGCAGAUUGGGAUUGACAGGUGUUCAGUUCCCUUUUUGUCUUUCUUGAAAGUCUAACAGGAUUCUCUUUCCUCACAGACUCCCAAACAGGUGAGGAAGAUGAAAGUCAGAAUUCUAUGGAGCCACCUGUGAAUUCAUUGGGAAGAACAAAGAAACAGUUUAAAUGUAUGGAAUGUGGGAUGUGCUUUUAUCACAGUGCAAGUCUGAGGAUACAUCAACGAACUCACACAAGGGAGAAACCAUUUGAAUGUAUGGAAUGUGGAAAGAGCUACAGUCGAAGUGGGGCACUUAGAAGACAUGAACGAACUCACACGGGGGAGAAACCAUUUAAAUGCAUGGAUUGUGGAAAGAGCUUCAGUCGAAGUGAUAGAAAACAUCAACGAAUUCACAUGGGGGAGAAGCCAUUUAAAUGUAUUGAAUGUAGAAAGAGCUUCAGUAAAGAUGAAGCACUUAGAAUACACCAACGAACUCACACGGGGAGAAACCAUUUGAAUGUAGGGAGUGCGAUAAGAGCUUCAGUCGAAGUUGGGCACUUAGAUUACAUCAACAAACUCACACUGGGGAGAAACCAUUUGAAUGUGUGGAUUGUGGAAAGAGCUUCAGUCGAAGCGGAUAUCUUAGAAUACAUCAACGAACUCAUACGGGGGAGAAACCAUUUGAAUGUAUUGAAUGUGGAAAGAGCUUCAGUGAAAGUGGAUAUCUUAGAAUACAUCAACGAACUCAUAUGGGGGAGAAGCCAUUUGAAUGUACUGAAUGUGGAAAGAGCUUCAGUAGGAAUGAAACACUUAGAAUACAUCAACGAAUACAUACAGAUAAACAAUUUAAAUGUACUGAAUGUAGAAAGAGCUUCAGUCAAUAUGGACACCUUAGAAUACAUCAGCGAACUCACACAGAGGAAAAACCAUUUGAAUGUACUGAAUGUGGAAAAAGCUUCAGUAGGAAUGGAACACUUAGAAUACAUCAACGAACCCACACGGGGGAGAAACCCUUUAAAUGUAUUGAAUGUAGAAAGAGCUUCAGUGAAAGUGGAUAUCUUAGAAUACAUCAACGAACUCACACGGGGGAGAAACCAUCUGAAUGUGUGGAUUGUGGAAAGAGCUUCAGUCAAAGUGGAUAUCUUAGAAUACAUCAACGAACUCACACAGGGGAGAAACCAUUUAAAUGUAUUGAAUGUGGAAAAAGCUUCAGUGAAGGUGGGAAACUUAGAAUACAUCAACGAACUCACACAGGGGAGAAGCCAUUUAAAUGUAUGGGGUGUGGAAUGAUCUUCAGUAAAAAUGGACGCCUUAGAAGACUUUAAAAGGUUGCUGACCCCUGUCUCUGGGUGUGCAAAAAAGAAUUUGGAAGUGUUUGUUUUCAUUCUUGGGGGCCAUGAUGUUUGGCAACCCUCUCUUUUUCAAGAGCUAACGUCAGGGCUAUGAGAGGCUAAGGAAAAGCCUUUUGUUUGUUGUUAAUUAAAAAAAACCUUCAAAAUGUGACAAAUGUUUGUGGGGGCUCCAUCUGUUGCUGCUGCUGCUGAGGGGGCCCUGAAUCUCACCCCCAAAUGUCUGCCAUGAUGGUAGCAGGAUGGGAGAAGUCAAGUGCCCAGAAUCGAAAAGGAAAAGUAUUUUCUGCAUCUUUCUUGAACGAAAUGGAUAUGUCUGAAACCUCAGACAAAGUUAAUGUGACAGCAUUGAAGCUGUUGCUCAUUAAUCAAUUAAUGUCAUAUUUAUCACUGCUGAUGAAAAGAGUCUACCCUUCAAAGACACAAGGUGGUAUUUCCUACAAUAUAAUGAUGUCCUAAACAAACAAUCAGACCCAGAAAUUCCAGCAGGUGCAGAAUGCCAUGGCGAGGCUCCUUAUGGGGUCCUUGCCAUGGGAUCACAUUCAUCAAUACAAUACAAUACGAUAAUCUUUAUUGUCAUUGUCCCAUACAGAACAACCAAAUUGAAAAAAUCUGCAUCAGACAUUCAAAAACCAACAAGCCUGCUAUCCCAGCCUGGUUAACCCCCUAGAAACACUGAUUCCCAUAAUUAAAUACAAUAUACUCACCUAGAGACUACCUUACAUUGCGUUUAAAACCAAAAUCGCAUUUGGAUAGAAACUGUUUUUCGGUUUCAUCCAGUGCUUUACCAACAGCACUGGCUCCUGGUGGAGUACAGGGUCAGGUUUAAGGUGCUGGUUUUGACCUGUAAAGCCCUAUGCGGCCUAGGACCCACGUAACUACGGGACCGCCUCUCCUGGUAUGCCCCACGGAGGACUUUAAGGUCCACAAAUGACAACACUUUGGAGGUCCCAAGUCACAAGGUGGUUAGAUUGGUCUGAACUAGGGCCAGGGCCUUUUCCGUAUUGGCCCUGACUUGGUGGAACGCUCUGUCACAAGGGACCAGGGCCCUGAAAAAGCGUCUUCACCCCCAUCGUUCUACCCGGACACUGAUUUCCAGCGCUGAGGGCCUUCUGGCGGUUCCCUCACUGCGAGAAGCCAAGCUUACAGUGAACCAGACAGAGGGCCUUCUCGGUAGUGGCGCCUUCCCUGUGGAACGCCAUCCCACCAGCUGUCAAAGAGAGCAACAACUACCAGACUUUUAGAAGACAUCUGAAGGCAGCCCUGUUUAGGGAAGCUUUUAAUGUUUGAUGUAUUACGGUGUUUUAAUAUUUUGUUGGAAGCCGCCCAGAGUGGCUGGGGAAGCCCAGCCAGAUGGGUGGGGUAUAAAUAAUAAAUUAUGAUGAUGAUGAUGAUUAUUGGCAUCUUUCUGCAGGGCCUGCAAGACAGAGCUGUUCCGCCUGGCCUUUGGUUUGGACUCAGUCUGACCCUUAUGUUUCUCUCCCCUUAUGGUUUUGAUCUAUGGGCUACCGUAUUUUUCGCACCAUAGGACGCACCGGACAAUAGGACGCACCUUGUUUUAGAGGGGGGAGAACAAGGGGAAAAAAUUCUUCCGCUCUCUGUCCAGCGCCCCUUCAGUGAAGCGGCAGGAGGCGCUGCGCAGAGAGUGGGAGAAUUUUCCCCCUCUUGUUUUCCCACUCUAAAACAAGGUGCCGUUUAAGGUGCGUUCAGGCGGCUACCUUGGAAGCCUGGAGAGCGAGAGGGGUCGGUGCGCACCGACCCUCUCGCUCUCCAGGCUUCAGGUUCCUUUCGACCUGCUCUUUGGGGCUGGUGGGGGGAAGCCCACCACCAGCCACAAAGAGCAGGUCAGGGAGCAGCGGAAAGGCACAGCAGAGAGGCUGCUGCCAUAGUCACGCGUCACUUCUCCAGCUGGGAGAGGGUCGCGGGGCUAUGGCUUCUUUAGCCCCGCGCGCCUAUGGAGGCUCCUGCCAUAGGCGCGUGUCACCUCUCCAGCCGGGAGAGGGUCGCGGGGGGCUGCUUUAGCCCCGCGCGCGCUCUCCCGGCUGGAGAGGUGACGCUCAGCUAUGGAGGCUCCUGCCAUAGGCGCGCGUCACCUCUCCAGCCGGGAGAGGGUCGCAGGGCUAUGGCGUCUUCGCUCCAUAGGACGCACACACAUUUCCCCUUCAUUUUUGAAGGGGAAAAAGUGCGUCCUAUAGAGCGAAAAAUACGGUACUUUUAAAAUGAGGCAGCAUUUUAAAUUGUAUUUCAGCUUGUAUUUUGAAUUGGGUUUUUUCCCCUAUUAUGUUUUUAUUGUAAUCUUGCUGGUGUUAGCCUCCCGGGGAGGGCGGGGCAUAAAUAAAAUAUUAUUAUUAUUAUAUAUUUGCCUUCUGGAAGGUGGGGCAAGAUGCUGAGGGAAUCUAUUACAUCUGGAGGAGAGAAUAAUAAUAAUAAAAAAUUUUAUUUAUAUCCCGCCCUCCCCAGCCGAAGCUGGGCUCAGGGCGGCUAACAACAAUCAAAAUAAUCCAACAUUCUAAAAACAUUCAUUAUAAAAUUAAUUAAAAUCAAAUUGAUGGCAACCAUUAAGCAAGAUUCUGCGCAGAUUGCCAGAGAAGGGGGUCAGACUGUGCCCUGACCAAAGGCCUGAUGGAACAGCUCUGUCUUGCAGGCCCUGCGGAAAGAGCACAAUUUCUGUUCUCACCCUGAAGCCAAGUUCUUAACCCGAGGUACUAUUUCUGGGUUAGCGGAGUCUGUAACCUGAAGUGUAUGUAACCUGAAGCGUAUGUAACCCGAGGUACCACUGUAUCUAUGUACUGGCUCACUGGGAAAACUUCAGAAAUUCAUAUAGAAUCACUUGAGUGUCGGAUUUACACCAUUCCAACGUUCUUCUGUUCAGGAAGGAAAUGGCUGCCAAGGGAGGAGCUUGGGACAUGAGUGAGGGCAGCCAUAAUCCCUAAAGUGUGAGCCCAUGUACUCAGCAGCCCCUUUGCCUGAGUGAUAUAAUCUCUGGCAUCCUGAUACCUGAGUGCGGGACAGCUAAGCCAUUCCAGAAACAAUAGCAAACCCAGAUCAAGACAAAAGGGUGUGAUUAACUUGGGCUGGGAAACAGGGACAUGUAAAUAUCUCUUUUGCAUCACUUGAUGAGUGUAUGGUGGAGGUCAGCUGAAGCGUGGGGGAGGCCCUGAUGCUCAGGUUUCUGUCGCCAGACCCUCCCAAUUUGUAUGUAAUUUGUAAUGUAUCCAUGAUGUAAUUUUAGGGAUGUUGUAGGUAUCUCUGUAAAACUGAUCAAAGUGGGAGUCAUCCUUUGUUCUGGCCUUCCUUCCUGGUGGUGGGUGGAAGUCCUGUUGCAAUAGCUUUUUAAAAAUAAAGAUCAGGCCUCCUGGCUGCUGUUUGCUCCUAUAUUCCUGGCUGGCGUCUUUGUUUGGUAAUCUAGGUGAGCCCAAGGAUUUUCCUAUAACAAGACCCCUGAACUUGCUCCUUAUAAUGCAAUCUGAACAAAACUGGUGAAGCAGUGACGACAAUAUAUUCUUGCAAGAGCUGGGAGCCAAAGCAGGCACAGUCCAGUUGGGGCAAAGAAUGAGCUUAUAUUCCCCAUGCACACGUUCCCUCCCUCUUAUCUCCAUUGGUUGGGUGCUACAAGGUUUUCCUUCCCCCAAUUAUCAAAUAACAGACAAGAGGCUGAGCGUGGAGACAAACUUCUGCUUCCUCCUCAGAGUUGCCUCCACUUCCGGCUUCACCAGCAGAGAUAAAAUUGGGGCUUGCAAAGGAUGGAGGGAGGGAAGGAGGCGGGAAGCGGGGCUGCGUCGUGCGGAGGCGAAGGAGGGGGCUGCUUCCUAAUCAAGCCUCCCAAUUAAGCGCCCUCACUCCCUGCCUCCCACGCGGGGGCUCCCAUUGCCGCCCCCGUUGCCCAGGAUUUUGGGUGAGUGCAAAGCCAAUGGCGGGGAAGGAGGGAAGGGGCUUUGCGAGGGGGUCCAGGAUGAGAAGCCCCGGGACGGGGAGGAGAGAAGGGAGGAAAGGGAGCUCUUUUCUUAAAGGGGCCUUGAAGGGGGGGGGGGGAGAAGCUUCCUCCUGCAGGGAUCUGGCGCAAAGGGAGUUGCACGGAUGGAGGGGGGAGAGGGGAGGGGGUGGGCAUUGCUGGUCAGGAUCGCCUUAAUAAUAGUAUUAAUUUUAAUUUUAAUAUUUAUACCCCAGCCUCGGUGUCCGGCUUCCUUCCUUCCUUAGGCACCAAGUGAAAGCAUUGCUCUUCUCCCAGGGGUUUGGCUCAUUAAACAAUCUAUGGACUUCACAACUGCAUUGGGGGGGGGGGGCUUGUCGUUUUUAUUUCCUACUCUGCUAUGCAUCUCUGUGUUUUUCUAUUGUAAGCUGCCCUGUGAUCUUUGGAUGAAGGGCAGUAUAGAAUUGGAAAGAAUAGCAGUAAAAAUAGGUUUUAAAGAAGUGCCCUCUUUAAGGAAUCACGUGGUGUAAACGUGUAUGUUGUCCUCUAGGUUCAAACACACACAGAACACCCACAGUAUGAGCAAGCAGUGCUCCAAAGUGCUUAUCUUGUGAACUUGCCAUAUAGGUUGUUUACUCCUGACCAAAACUCCUGUUUUCCAAAAGGACUGGAGGGGGGUCUCCUCACCGCUUUUAACCCCCCCACUCCCACCGCAUGGAAGGCGGAGGACGUGUUCAUUCACAAUCCCAGUGUUUACCAUGUGUGUAUCUGCAAUGAACCAGGCGCUGCAGCUCCUUCCCCUCUCACUGGGCUGCAGAGGAGGAAAGGGAUGGGUUUGAAGGCUCUUUCUGCCUCUCUCCCCUGAGGAACAAGAGCAAAGGGUGUUUGCAGGACAGGAGGACAGAGGAGGAGGCAGCGAGGGCAGAGGGAGCAGUGGGCGGAUCCACCGCCUCUCCCAGGGGGUCCUGAUGCAAGCAAGGGGCUUCCUUCUUCUCCAUGCAAGGGCCACCCAUGUAUUCAGAGCAGUCCUUUGCAGAUUAACUCUUAAGUUCUAUGGGGUCUACUCUCAGGCCACUAAUGUGCAUACCAUGCCAGCCUUAGGAAGGGAGGCGGGAUGAGGCAGGUGAAAGGAAUUGCCAAAAGUGUUUGAAAAUGGGUGGAGGCUUUUGGGAAGAGGGUGCCCAAUUGGGGCUUCUUCAGGGGCAGCGGAAUGUCUUGGGCAGGAGAAUCCCUGCAGGGGCUCUCAGACUCCCUUGGCUUCUUCUUCCCUCCCUCCCAGGAAGCUUCAACUUGCUCUGUCUUCUGCGCUCCUCAGGAAGCUGAACCUGCAAACCUAGCUGAGACUGAAUCUGCAACCCUGGCCAGGAUGGAAGGAGGAAGAUGGAUGGGUGACCUGGUCAGGCUGUCUCCCGCAUCCCUCCCCACAACCUCUGAGCAUUCCCUCCCAGGACCCUUGGAGAAAUCUGGUGAGUUCCAGGGGAGAGGAGAUGGGGACAGGGAUAGAUGGAUGGUGGAGGGAGAAAGCGGAAAAGAUGGAGAGGAGACAAAUGGAAGGAAGUUUCUGACAGGAAGAAGGAAGGGGUGAGGCCUUCUGCAAAGCAGCUCUUUGUUUCUUGAAUCCUUUUCCUAAAGUAGUGGGGGCAGAUUUUCUUCCUCCAGGCUUUGAAAUCUUAGGUGUUAUUUCCACGGCAGGAAUAAUGGAUGAUAAUGAUGUUGCACACCAAUCCUGAAAAAUGGGUGAAGGGGAAUGGAAAUGCUUCCCAUAAUUAUUUAUAAUUUAUUUAAAUUGUUUCUAUUACUCUUAUUUUUUAUAGACAGGGUCAGAAUGAUACAUUCCACCAGCAUCAAAACACAAUAAAUGCAUGCACCUCCCCAGUUUGGUGGGCUUAAGGGACAAAGGUACCGUUAUCAUGAUACACGAUUCCUGUGACUGGAGGCUGUACACAUAGGAUUGGGCAUAUAAAGUCCAAGAGCGUCUGGUAUUAUAAGCAAAUUGUGUAAACUUGCCAAUCUUACAGACUGGGGUUGUUUGUGAGAGUGAGUGAGUGGGCUAAUAAUUUAUAGCACCCCUGUGUAAUGGCUUGGUUCUCCCGCACACACGCAAGACAACUCCAGUAGUAAUUAUCUCAGAUUUAUUGCUCAAACUCAUAAAUCACUGUGGAGCUCAGUCUUUGGCCUGUUCAUCCCAGCUUGCAGUUGCCGAGUCCUCCGGCAAAGAAGCCCCCACCCCACUUUCGCUCCCCCCCCCCUUCUCGCAGAUUCUCUCGAGCCUACGAUUUUUUGGACAGGCUAUUUCCGGGGUCUCUUUGUCAGAGCUCAAACUGGAGCUAACAGUCUGUGCCCCGCCCCCGCCGGCACCCCCUCUUCCUUCUCUUUGUUCUUUGCUCCUGCUGCAGCUUGGCUGCUGCUUCCCUGUUUCACAUUCCAACCGAAUCACAUCUCUUGCAUUCUCAGGCUCUGUCAGCGGAGGCACGAGAGGCUUGAGAUUCACAGAGCUGACACCCUGUAAUUUUGUCUGUCCCUAAGCUUCCAUGGAGCUACUGUGGUACAACCUUGGUGCAAAUUUCAAAAUAAGUACACAAAGCCAACAAAGAGACUCAGAGGUUUAUAGUGGCACCAGCUUUCCUGGUCAAGAGUCCACUUUGUGAGACUGCAGCCCACAAAAGCUUAAGCCAUAAUACAUUUAUCAGCUUUUAAGGGCUGCAAAAGAUGAAUAAACAGAAGCAUAGUUCAUCUAUGGAAUCCAUCCUAAAGGAGACAGUGACAGCCAGCAAUAUGGAUAGCUUGAAAAAAAGGAUAAGACUGACGUCUCUGCUCUGCCUUUGUGGUUCUAGGCAAUAACGCUUCUUAAUACUAGUUUCUGGAAAGCACACGAUGGCAGAGAAGACUCUUGUGCUCCAAUCCUGCUUGCCGGUUUCCCACCGGCAUCUGGUUGGCCUCUGUGAGAAGAGGAUGCUGGACUAGGUGGGCCUUUGCCUGAUCCAGCAGGCUCUUCUUAGGUUCCAAUAUAUUGCAAUAUUUUUACAGUUACAUGUAGCACUUAAGUUUUACUUAUUUCACAUGGGAGACACUGUUACUUGAGCCUGAGAUCAUUUCUUCACUUCAGAAAGAAAAAAUAGAUGUGUCUAAUAUUUUUUUUUAUAAGAUAUUUAUUAAGGUUUCACAAAUUAUAUAAACAAACACAACAACACAAACAAGAAAAAACAAGUAUAAUUUCAAAUCCUUAUUUUCUUAAAACCUACUUCACCGACCUCCUCAUACCUCCCCUUUCUGCAUUCCAAUUUCAAAUAUUUAGUUCAGCAAAUCCUCACCCUUAAUUUUAUCUAAUUGUUAACCUUUCUUUUCUUUUAACUUAAUCUUUACAGCUGUAAUCCACUUACUUUCUAAAGCCGCAUCAUUUUAACACUCAUUAAUUUUGCAAUGUUUCUUAAGAUAGUUCUUAAAUUUCUUCCAAUCUUCUUCCGCCGUCUCUUUUCCCUGGUCUCGGAUUCUGCCAGUCAUUUUUGCCAGUCCCAUAUAGUCUAUCACCUUCAUCUGCCAUUCUUCCAAGGUGGGUAGAUCUUGUGUCUUCCAAUACUUUGCGAUGAGUAUUCUUGCUGCUGUUGUAGCAUACAUAAAGAAUGUUCUGUCUUUCUUUCACACCAAUUGGCCGACAAUGCCCAGGAGAAAGGCCUCUGGUUUCUUAAGGAAGGUAUAUUUAAAUACCUUUUCCAUUUCAUUAUAUAUCAUUUCCCAGAAAGCCUUAAUCUUUCGGCAUGUCCACCAAAGGUGAAAAAAAGUACCUUCAGUUUCUUUACAUUUCCAACAUUUAUUAUCAGACAAGUGGUAAAUUUUUGCAAGCUUGACUGGAGUCAUGUACCACCUAUAAAUCAUUUUCAUAAUAUUUUCCUUUAAGGCAUUACAUGCCGUAAAUUUCAUACCGGUGGUCCACAACUGUUCCCAGUCAGCAAACAUAAUGUUAUGACCAAUAUCUUGUGCCCACUUUAUCAUAGCUGAUUUCACUGUUUCAUCUUGUGUAUUCCAUUUCAACAGCAAGUUAUACAUUCUUGACAAGUUCUUAGUAUUGGGUUCUAACAGUUCUGUUUCUAAUUUUGAUUUUUCCACCUGGAAGCCAAUUUUCCUGUCCAAUAGAUGUGUCUAAUAAGCCAAUUCCACCAUAGAUCUGUAUUAUAAAAUGAUGCUGCUCUAUUAAGUUUGAAUGGAGUGAUCAUGUGUUGCUCUUGCCACUAUCUCAUCAGCUUUCGUAAAAUUUGGAACCUAGAGAGGAUAGUGGAGAAUGAAGGUGUUACAAUGAGAGAAGGUGCAGAUUGGGAUUGACAUGUGUUCAGUCCCCUUUUUGUCUUUCUUGAAAGUCUAACAGGAUUCUCUUUCCUCCCAGACUCCCAAACAGGUGAGGAAGAUGAAAGUCAGAAUUCUAUGGAGCCACAUGUGAAUUUGUGCGAAAGAACAAAGAAAUUGAGGAUACAACAACAAACUCAAAAAGGAGAGAAACUAUUUGAAUUUACGGAAUGUGGAAAGAAUGUGAAAAGUGGAAAACUUAGACUACAUCAACGAACUCAUACGGGGGAGAAACGAUUUGAAUGUUUUGAAUGUGGAAAGAGUUUCAGCAAAAGUGGAACACUUAUUGUACACCAACGAACUCACACAGGGGAGAAACCAUUUAAAUGUAUUGAAUGUGGAAAGAGCUUCAGUGAUAAUGGAGCACUUAGAAUACAUCAACGAACUCAUACAGGGGAGAAACCAUUUAAAUGUAUUGAAUGUGGAAAGAGCUACAGUGAAAGUGGAGCACUUAGAAUACAUCAACGAACUCAUACGGGGGAGAAACUAUUUGAAUGUUUUGAAUGUGGAAAGAGCUUCAAUGAAAGUCGAACACUUAGAAGACACCAACGAACUCACACGGGGGAGAAACCAUUUAAAUGUACUGUAUGUGAAAAGAGCUUCAGUCGUAGUGAAACACUUAGAAGACAUCAACGAACUCACACAGGGGAGAAACCAUUUGAAUGUAUGGAGUGCGGUAGGAGCUUCAGUCAAAGUGGUGCACUUAGAAUACACCAACGAACUCACACGGGGGAGAAACCAUUUAAAUGUACUGUAUGUAGAAAGAGCUUCAUUGAAAGUGGAACACUUAGAAUACACCAACGAACUCACACGGGAGAGAAACCAUUUAAAUGUAUUGAAUGUGGAAAAAGUUUCAGUCGUAGUGGAACACUUAGAAGACAUCAACGAACUCACACGGGAGAGAAACCAUUUGAAUGUUUUGAGUGUGGAAAGAGUUUCAGCAAAAGUGGAACUCUUAGAAUACACCAACGAACUCACACGGGGGAGAAACCAUUUAAAUGUAUUGAAUGUGGAAAGAGCUUCAGUGAUAGUGGAUCACUUAGAAUACAUCAACGAAUUCACACGGGAGAGAAACCAUUUGAAUGUUUUGAGUGUGGAAAGAGUUUCAGCAAAAGUGGAACUCUUAGAAUACACCAACGAACUCACACGGGGGAGAAACCAUUUAAAUGUAUUGAAUGUGGAAAGAGCUUCAGUCAUUAUGGAAACCUUAGAAUACAUCAACAAACUCACACAGGGGAGAAACCAUUUAAAUGUAUUGAAUGUGGAAAGAGCUUCAGUACAAGUAGGAAACUUAGAAUACACCAACGAACUCAUACAGGGGAGAAAAUAUUUAGAUGUAUUGAAUGUGGAAAGAGUUUCAGCAAAAGCGGAGCACUUCGAAUACACCAACGAACUCACACCGGGGAGAAACCAUUUAAAUGUAUGGAAUGUGGAAAGUGCUUCAGUGAAAGUGGGAAACUUAGAAGACACCAACAAACUCACCCAGGGGAAAAACCACAGAUACUUUAAUUAACUUUAAUAAACCGCAUAGCUGUUUUUUACCUUUCCUUCUAUGCUUCCUUGCAAUCCUGACAAAAUCAAACCACGCCAAUGCUUUCAGCCCCAGAAGAGGAGCUCCCCUUUGUGUCAGGGGAGGGGUCCAAGGGAGCAUCUGGAGCCCUGCCAUCCCUUCUGUCCCUGACCCCUUCCCCUCCUCUCUAUGCCAUCCCAGGGCCACUCUUGACUCCACAGCAGGAGACUGGAUCUGUCUGUGAUGGUGAGAUGUCCUGGCCGGUUGAAGGACCACUUCCUGUUUUCUGCAGCUCCUUCCUUCUUUCUCAUGCAAGGUGGAGUCAUGAAGCAGGUGAAGGCUGAGCACACCUAAGGGUGGCACAGCGGGUGGGUGGGAUUCUCCUUAACCUUUCCCCGUCUGCUCCUUUUCUGGAUCCAAAUCCCCACACAAAAAGAGGCAGUGUGAGGGCGCAAUCAGUGUUAUGGAGCUGCACUGAAAAUCAUUGCUUUGUGACCGUAAGAGGCCCUUCUCAAAAAAACAAGCAUCAAGAGAAUUUAAGCUACAGAAUUUAAAACAAACAGAUAAUUACAAAAAAAGAAAGCAAUCUGGUGCCACAAUGCGUAGGAGUUACUUUAACACACUCUACCUGGGGCUGCCUUUGAAAAGAGCUCAGAGACUUCAAUGGCUCAAAUUGCUGCAGACACAUUACUGACCAGGGCUGGCUAUAGGCAGCAUAGGACUCCCAUAUUAGAACAGCUCCGUCUGCCUAAUUGUCUGUUUCUGGACACAAUGUUUCCACAAGAAGAGGAUUUGGAGAUUUGGAGUGCCGCAUUUUCAAAAAAGAUGGACACACAACUAUUUCUUUGUGGAGCUGGAAGGCAUGCCCACGUGCCUCAUUUGUGGUGAGGCCCUCUCUGUCCUGAAGAAGGCCAACCUGCAGAGGCACUACAGGACAAAGCACAUUCAGUACGAGGAGUUCCAAGAGCAGCUGCGCCAGGAGGAGGUCAAGGCGCUGAACAGACCUGUUGGGUAACCUGUGGCCCCUCCAGAUGAUGUCAAAUUGCAACUCACGUCUUCUUUGGCCGCUGGCCACGCUGGCUGGGGCUCAUGGUAGCUGGAGUCCAAGGAUUGAGGUCACAAAUGCCGGGAACAAUUCAAAUUCCUCAGUCGUGAAGCUGAUUGGGUGACUUAAAGCUGGUCACCAUCUUUAUGCAAAACCUCCCUUGCAUGGUUUCUGUGUGCGUGAAAGCAAUAUAUCUUGUGGUGUGCUUGAUGAGGGGAGUGUGGAACAGAAAUGUAUUUCAUAGUUAAAAAGACAGGAAAUAGUUCUGAAUCUGACUGAAAAUAAAGGAUUCUUUGUCUCCAAAUUGCAUAUAGCAAGCACCUGUGUUGUUGAACUCUAGCUGAAGUCUCAGCAUCUGGUUGAGCACUCUGCGCUCUCUCUCUGGAAACCUCCAGCUCUCAGGUGACAGGAACCAGCCAAUGCCUCCCAGUUCAGAAACAGUCUGCCAAGAGCUGAGACUGGAAGUGGACAACCAGGGAAGCAUUUUCGUUUCCAUGCUUAUGAAUGUUGAUUUGAAUCAAUUCGUCAGAUGUGUUCCAAAUAGUAGGGAAAAUUUAUGGUUGACACCACCUUGGGACAGUUUUGACAGGAAUUCGGGGAACUGGGGAUAUUUUUAUCUCCAUCAGGGUUGAUGGAUCAGCAAAUAGCUAGAAAGGAUUAAGGGGCGGUGGCGGGAAUCAGGCCUUGUUUCUCAUGUGACAGAUAACCGAUUCCACAGUUCUUAAAUGUGACCAUUUGCUGCCUCCUAAAAUGAUGCUUAAGCCUCCCUCCCAAAAAAACCCCAACUCAAACAUGGCAGCUGGUCUUGUCAAACGGGCCAAUAUAAGGUUCAUUUGGCAAGUUUGUUGUUGUUUAGUUAUUUAGUUGUGUUUGACUGUUCGUGACCCCAUGGACCAGAGCAUGCCAGGGACUCCUGUCUUCCACUGCCUCCCGCAGUUUGGUCAAAUUCAUGCUGGUAGCUUUGAGAACACUAUCUAACCAUCUCGUCCUCUGUCAUCCCCUUCUCCUUGUGCCCUCCUUCUUUCCCAACAUCAGGGUCUUUUCCAGGGAGUCUUCUCUUCUCAUCAGGUGGCCAAAGUAUUGGAGCCUCAGCUUCAGGAUCUGUCCUUCCAGUGAGCACUCAGGGCUGAUUUCCCUAAGAAUGAAUAGGGUCUUUUCCAGGGAGUCUUCUCUUCUCAUGAGGUGGCCAAAGUAUUGGAUCCUCCGCUUCACGAUCUGUCCUUCCAGUGAGCACUCAGGGCUGAUUUCCUUCAAAAUGGAUAGGUUUGAUCUUUUUGCAGUCCAUGGGACUCUAAAGAGUCUCCUCCAGCACCAUAAUUCAAAAGUAUCAAUUCUUCGGCGAUCAGCCUUCUUUAUGGUCCAGCUCUCACUUAUAAUAAUAAUAAUAAUAAUAAUUUAUUAUUUAUACCCCGCCCAUCUGGCUGGGUUUCCCCAGCCACUCUGGGCGGCUUCCAAAAGAAUAUUAAAAUACAAUGAUACAUCAAACAUUAAAAGCUUCCCUAAACAGGGCUGCCUUCAGAUGUCUUCUAAAAGUCUGGUAGUUGUUGUUCUCUUUGACAUCUGGUUACAGACAUCACUACUGGGAAAACCAUAGCUUUAACUAUACGGACCUUUGUUGGCAAGGUGAUGUCUUUGCUUUUUAGGAUGCUGUCUAGGUUUGUCCUUGCUUUUCUCCCAAGAAACAGGAGUCUUUUAAUUUUGUGACUGCUGUCACCAUCUGCAGUGAUCAUGGAGCCCCAGAAAGUAAAAUCUCUCACUGCCUCCAUUUCUUCCUCUUCUAUUUGCCAGGAGGUGAUGGGACCAGUGGCCAUGAUCUUCGUUUUUUUGAUGUUGAGCUUUAGACCAUAUUUUGCGCUCUCCUCUUUAACCCUCAUUGAAAGGUUAUUUAAUUGCUCCUCACUUUCUGCCAUCAAGGUUGUGUCAUCCUCAUAUCUGAGGUUGUUGAUAUUUCUUCCGGCAAUCUUAAUUCCAGUUUGGGAUUCAUCCACUCCAGCCUUUCUCAUGUUGAAUUCCGCAUAUAAGUUAAAUAAGCAGGGAGACAGUAUACAGCCUUGCCGCAUUCCUUUCCCAAUUUUGAACCAAUCAGUUGUUCCAUUUCCAGUCCUAACUGUAGCUUCUUGUCCCACAUAGAUAUUUCUCAUGUUAUGGAAAUUUGGGGGGGGUGAGGAUAUUUCACCCCUCCCAUUGCAAGAAUCUGCUGAUGUUCCAGAGAGGAGGGGGGGCAGAUUGUGCUCGCUACUUAUUCCGCUCCAGCCUCACUUCAAAGGGGGAGACUGAGUGUUAUCUCUGUGUAGAUAAGGUCACUGCAAAAAGCAGCUGUAACACUCAGUGCAGUCCAGCGUCUCCAUAAAGCCUUGUAUAUAGUUUGUAUAGUACAAUAGCUGUAGAGAAUAAAGGAAAUUAUUCUUCAGCACUGUCAUCCGAGUGAUUUAUGCUCUGCUGUGCACUGUUGUACUCUGCUGACUUCUGGAAGUGUGUUUGGUGCUCACAGCUCUGAGUUGUGUUGUCCACAGCACUUAGACCUGUUCCUGCAGAAGGAGGUCUCUGAAAGUGGUAUCCCAGCUCGCCUGGCCCAGUUGGGGCUGAAGUGGUUGAGCCCAGUCGGUGGCACUGGCUCAAAGGCGAAGCUGACAGGGGGCACAUCUUUAAAGUUGUUAAAUGUUACAAAUAUUAUGCCUGAAUGUAUCCUUUCAACUUAACAGCUCAGGGAAGUUACCUAGCUUUAAAAACAAUAUAAAAUCAACUCCUUUGCCAGUUUCCUCCAUUCCAAACCUAUUUUUCCCCUUGAAAAAGGACUCCAGGAAGUGUCUAGGGGUGAUAAUUGCUGAGCUGGGCCAAGGAAAGCUUAUCCCAUCACCAAACUUGCCAAGGGGCCAGACAUCAAAGGAAGUUCUAUUGUACUUUGGGUGAUGGGACGUCAGAGGUGUUUGUCUAUGCUAACCUUAUACCUGAGUCUUGCCUGACAUGUCUGCUUAUGCUAAUCUUGUACCAAGGACUUGUCUGGACAUGUUUGCUAAGGUUAAACUAGUGUAACCCGUCUACCCCACCCCUUUUGUGACAUGUCAGUGAUGUAACAAUGAUAUAGCAAUGAUGCUCUACAAACUGUAUUCUGGGAUAUGGUGGGAAAGUUUUAAAAGUCUUUUUCACCCCUUCCUCUGUCAGAAUCUAGGUUACAACCGAGCUGAUAAAGCUCAUCUUCCAGAAUCGCCCUCCCAACGAAUAAUUAACGACCUGAGCCUUUGAUGAGGCCUCAGGCACAUUCCAUUCAGCAGAGAAUCAAAGCAGCAGAAGUGAUGAGAUUUAUGGCUACAUGCUAUGCUUUAUUACUAAGCUACAUCCUCUCCUUGUGAGAGCAGAGAGCCUUUCAAAUAGCGUUCUAUGCAUUUCAGAGCUUUUCAGUCCUUAACAGUAGGAUUGUUGACUUGUCUGCUUAGCAAGUUACAGCUAACUGCAAUGUCAGGUCUUGAACAUCUGGCAAUGAAGUUUAGUUUGCCUAACACACUUCUGUACAGUGUCGUGUCAGAAAAUGCUUCUUCAGUAUCAUCUACCUGAUAACCUGUUGUCAUUGGUGUGUCUACAGGGUUAGCAUCCAUCAGGUUUAGUUUGGUUAACACAUCAGCAAUUUUCUGUGACUGGUGUACUAAAAUAUUACCACCUUGGUCUUUCUCUAUUUCCAGAGAUAGGUAGUUGGUUAUCUCACCAAGAUCUUUCAUGUCAAAGUGCUCCUUCAGUUGAGCUAGGGCGCUCUUGGACAUUUUGACAUCCUUCCAAAAGAAAAGAAUAUCAUCAACAUAAAACAAGCAAUACAGUGUAUCUUUGACAAAUACACAUGGAUCGGCUUUACUUUGCUGAAAACCUAGGGAAAACAACACUUCAGUGAGUUUAGAGUGCCACCAUCGUGCACUUUACUUGAGACCACAUAGGGACUUCUUCAGAGAACAAACAAAUCCCUGUUUUACCUCUACGCCAUCAGGUGGAAGCAUAUAAAGUGAUUCACCUAAGGUUACGUACAAAAAUGUUGUAUUCACAUCGUGAUGAGAAACGUGUCGAUUCUCUUCUGCAGCAAGCUUGAGCAUAAGCCUAAUGCUCUCAUAUCUCACGGUGGGUGAGUAGGUCUCGUGAUAGUCUUCUCCUGGUACCUGUGAAAAACCUCUGGCUACCAAUCUGGCUUUGUGUCUAUCUUGCCAUUUUGAUCUGUCUUUGCUUUGAAGACCCAUUUACUGUCAAGCAGUUUCAUCCCUGGAACUGUCGGAACUAGCUCCCAUGUUUUGUUCCUCUCCAAGGAAUCAAGCUCAGCCUUCAUGGCAGUUAACCAUGGUUCAGCAUCCUUCGAGUCCAAAGCUCUUGGAAGCUUGAAGGUUCAAAUACCUUCCUAGAGCUAUUAACAGCAGUUACAGCUUUUGCUGCCUUAGCAAAUUCAUCAGCAAAUAUCUUUGGAGGUCUACCUUUUGUGGCUCUUUCAGACCUGUGAAUUAGACGUAAGUCUUCAACGCUCUCCUUUCUUAGGAGAAAAGUGGCCUAUAGUAAACAGUGGUUCCUCCAAUUCUCGAUCAGAGCCUUCAGAGGGUCGCAGAGAGGCCUUAGCGCUCUUGAAAUCCUCUGAACCCAUCUGAGUCAGAUUCAGAUUCAGAAUCAGAAACUUAAUCAGUGGGUGUGGGGUUUUGCUGCUGUUCAUCCUCAGUCUCUUCACUGUCAUCAGGAUAACAUUGCAAAAUUCCCACAUUCUCCCCCCCCCCCAACUUGGCAUUGUACUCAACACUUCUAGUGAGCCUAACUGUGUUGGUGUCAGUCUUCAUUACUCUAUAAGAACCUUUCUGAUAUUCUAGAAUGAUACCAUGCAAACUACGUUUGCCUAACUUGGAGCAUUGUGGUGUGUGAACCCACAUGUCAGAACCAAAAAUUCUCCUGUGCUUGAUGUAUGGUUUCUUGCACAAACACAGACUGGCCAUGUCUGUGCCUUUAAAGCAAGCUGCAUCUUUUUACCAGCUGCAUUCCAAAAACACACUACUUGAGGCCUUUGCUUUCUCCUGCCGCUGCCAUUAAGUGCUUUGGCUAGAAGUUCAAAGUCCACCCUUAUUGCCAAUAAUUAGGGACUGGCAGGCUUCUCGGGCAAUGAGCACAUACCUCUCAUCAGUCUUCUUGACACGCAGAGAAGUUAAGCUGCAUUCCGUUCUUCUGGGCCCAGGACCAAAAAUGUCGGAAUCUCUGUUGCGCCAAGCUGAUAAAGCUCAUCUUCCGGAAUCGCCCUCCCAACGAAAAAUUAACGACCUGAGCCUUUGAUGAGGCCUCCGGCACAUUCCAUUCAGCAGAGAAUCAAAGCAGCAGAAGUGAUGAGAUUUAUGGCUACAUGCUAUGCUUUAUUACUAAGCUACACAGAGAGCAAAGAAAAAUGCAUCCUCUCCCUGUGAGAGCAAAGAGCAACCGAACAAAGGAAACAGAAAACCAGUACGUCACAUCCAUCUCUAGUCUCCCGGGAGACUUCCAAUAGCCUGGACUGCCUCUGGAAUGUAAACAGAGCCUUGUGACUCUAAGCAGCUGCUCAUUGGCAAACAGAAACUGACAUCCUCAGGGUUCAAAAUUCCUCUUUGAACCUGUUGCACAAUAAAUUUUGGUCUACAGCUAUUUGCUCCAGUUGAUGGCUGGACUCCUUCCUUUAUUCCGCAAGGGACCUGCGGGCUCCGCCCGACGGGCUGGGUGACUGAGCAGCCUCACACCUAGAUUUUUCUGUAACACACAGGAGACAGAUGAGGUGAUCAAGCACUCCCAUUUCUUUAAGAACUUGCCAUAGUUUGCUGUGGUCGACACAGUCAAAUGCUUUUGCGUAGACAAUGAAGCAGAAGUAGAUAUUUUUCAGGAACUCUCUAGCUUUCUCCAUAAUCCAGCACAUGUUUGCAAUUUGGUCUCUGGUUCCUCUGCCCCUUCGAAAUCCAGCUUGCACUUCUGGGAGUUCCCUUUUUUUUUUUUAAGAAUAAUUUUUAUUAACCGACCAAUCACAUCAAAUCAAACCAAAUUACAUAAAUUCCAAAUUACACAGCCGAAUUUUAAAUUUUUGUUGGGGGUACCCAUAUUUCAAGUUCCGAAGGGGAUCCAAUCAACUUCUUACUUCUUGCUGCUGUUUUAAUGUCCACAAAUCUGACCAUAUGAUGAUCACAGUACUAUCCAGUCCUUUCUUAUUGUUUUUCCACAUCUCUUGUUGUUAUUUUCCUAUAUUUUUCCUUUCUCUUUGUGACCUCUGAUAGUCUCCACAAGCUGGUUAAAACAGUUUGUAAUCCUGUGUGAAUAUUUUUUUUAUCCAGUAGCCAUAUCCAGACGUUUUCCAUAUAACAUCAUUUCCAUAAAUCAAAACAGUCUUAGCGUCAUUAAUCUUCACAAAUCUGUCGCCUUUCUCAAACCUCGUGAGGAGAUUCAAUAGGAAUGCAGUCUGAAAACAAAUCCGUUCCUCCUCCCGGCUGUAAAUCCUUUGGCAAGAUGGCGAUUCUGAAUUAAUUGCUGCGCCAUUCCAAAAGCUCUUCUUCCUUCUCGAUCUCCAUAAAGCAUACUUUUGGUUAAAGUUUAUUUCCACACAGACCUUAAUCAUCCUGCUUGGGUCAGUUAAACUGACGGUUCUAAUGAGGAGGGGUUCUUGGUAAUCACAUAGAAGAAAAGUAAAAAAGGUUCCCCCCCCCCAUUCAGUCCUGUUGCCAACAUACCCAGCCUUUGAUGUAUCUUCAUCGCAAAAUAUUCCUGUUGCUCCAACCCGUCGUCUUCUUUCGCAAUUAGCAGUCUUCACUCCCCUUCUUCACUUGAAAUAUGUGCAUUUGCUUCUUUUGUAAUUAAUUAUUCCAAAUUGCUGCAGCUAGUGCGCGAUCAGAGACAGCAUCCAGGAGAGCCGAAGUCCACACAGGGGCAUUCUGCCUACUGCCCUCACCCCCUUCUUUCGAAUUUGGGGGUGAUUUAUGGGCACAGCAGGCAAGGGCAGUGUUCCCCAUUCCCUUGGGGCAACAAGGGAGGCUGCCUACUCCCAUAACAGCCUCUUAAUUACCCCGUGUGGUCCAGAGAGAUGGUAUUGUCGGCCAUCUUCCAAUGCGCCCCUAGUUGGCCCCCUCACUUCUGGGAGUUCUCAGUCCACAUACUGCUUAAGCCUGCAUUGUAGAAUUUUAAGCAUAACCUUGCUAGCAUGUGAAAUGAGCGCAAUUGUGCGGUAGUUGGAACAUUCUUUGUCAAUGCCCUUCUUUGGGAUUGGGGUGUAGACUGACCUUCUCCAAUCCUCUGGCCACUGCUGAGUUUUCCAAAGAUGCUGGCAUAUUGAGUGUAGCACCUUAACAGCAUCAUCUUUUAAAAUUUUGGUUCUCAAGGAAGAGGCAGCCCAGGAAUACAAGGCAGGAAUUCACCUUGAAUCUUGCUAACAAAAUCCUUUCAUAGCUUUUUGUGAGGGUGUGGCUGCUAACCUUAAAGCCAGGAUGAGCACUCAGAAUUGGGCAUCAUUUCCUCUGUUAUUAAAAAUAAAAUACUUGUUCUGCUUCUAAAGAAACCCUUUAGAUUCCAUUCUUAUUCUUUUUUCAUAUAAAAAAUUCAAACAGCUGUGCAAAGGUGCUCCUGUGCAAUGCAAUGUCAGAAUAACAAAAUAAUGAAACAUCUCACAAGAUCCUUGUUUUUUUAAAUAUAGAGCUAAAAAACCUUAAAACUCCUACAACACUUACCAAAUACAAAUCUAAUAGCAAGGCCCCCAGGAACUAGGAGGCAACCUGAUGUUCAAGGCUUCACCCCACCCCCAAACUCUGAGCUUUUCGUUUCUCUUUAGACACUCAUCUGUGGUCGCCUGGAGCAUUUGAGGGAAAAGAGAGAUAACAUUGUGGCAUACGAAGCAAACAUAGAAAAAGAAAGUGACAAUCUGUUUGUAAGCGUCAUUGUUACUUGGAAGGGAACAAGUGUUAUAAGUUUAAUGUGGAGUUUGGAGUUUACAGGGUUAAAACUCCUUGGUGUCCUGUAUCUGGGGAGGGGCCUGACGCAGGGCCAUACGUCAGACGCUUUGUCCAUCUUUGUCUGUGAGAGUUGGUUUCACUUUAGACUGAGAGAUGCUGCACAGAAGCUGCGUGUGCUUUUUAGCACCGGAGAAAUGCUGGAGGUUUCUGAUGGAUUUACGGCUUGUAAAUAAACGUUUUUAGAAAUAGCAAUGAACUGUCUCUGGACUGAUUUAUCCCUCUAUCUCACAUGGACGGCAGGACCACUGCGACUCUGUAUUUUCUGCCCAGGUCAGCCCCAGCAAAGGAACGCAGCGGAAGCGCUGACUGGACGGCAGGAUUUAAUCAGCAAAGGUUAUGGCUCUUCCGUGUUUCCUGCCAAGUGUGAGGAGGGGGCUGCCAGCUUUAAGCUGCUUUGAGCUCCUGCCAGAAAGGCAGUGGGAGACGCUGGUGGAGAGCAAAGCCAAGAGAAGGCUGCUGCUUCAAAGGACCGGCUAGCUGGCAAUGCGUGAGUACGCUUAAGCCCCAGGGGGAGGAAGAUGGCUGCUGCUCAACAACAGCAGGCCCAUGAGAGCUACAAUAUCCCCUUUGAAAGGCUCAAGGGGCAAAUUGGGAAAACUGGAGUAAGCGCAUGUACUACUGGCUGGAAGGGAAGCAGCUAUGGGAAUGUACGCAGGCCUAUCCAGUUCUUGCCCAGCCCGGUGCUGCAGCGGCUGAGACGGCCACAGGUGCAGCAGAAGCUUGUGAAGCAGACAUGGCUGCUGCUCUGGAAAGAGAGCAAAGGGUGCUAGCCAUUUUAAGGGCCAGCGUUGAUGCUUGGGUGUUGCCAAACCUUCAAGGGAAGAAGCCCUGGGUCGCGUGGCAGGCACUGAAGACGGCAUGUCAGGCCACAGUGGGAGCCAGACCAGAGGGGGCUGGAGGAUGCCCAGAGAGAGCAGUGAGCCCAGUGGGGGCUGGGACUGUUCCGGGAAGCUGUUUCUAUGCUUCGACACUUCUGUGUGAUGGACUGUGUGAUGGGGAGAGGCUGAGAGUGGGAAGAAGAGGAAAGCAGUGGCAAGCUGUUCCUCAGGAAGCUAUGCACCCAGGAGUGGGGGUGCAGGCCGUUCCAAGAGCUCUGGGAAAGCCAAAGUCUCCAAAAGUUGUUUGUGCUCUGAGUCAAAGUCCAACAGCGAAGGGCAUUGUUCUGCAGAGGCCCUGGAAUGCAAGGUCACCGGCCACCUGCAAGGAAAGCAGAUAAGAUGGCGAAGCGUGAGAACACCAGCAGAGGCCUUGCAACCAUGGCAACCAGGAAGGACACUGGCAGAGACCCCGUGGGGGUGCAAGCGUCGCCAUGGCAACCUUGGAAGACAGCCAAAGAGCCAUGUUGUCCCUUGUAAUCGAUACAGGAGUGACUCACAGCCUUGUGCCAUCUAGUGGGCUCCUGAGAAAUUGCAAGAAAGUUAAAACUGGUCGUUUUGUGUCGAUGGCUGAUGGCUCUCAGAGACAGUUAACUGAGACUGGUUUUUUAUACUGUCCUUUUAUAGAUCAUGAGGUGCAAGCUUUUGUGGUGCCCGAGCUUGCCCACUCUCUUUUAAGUGUAUCAGCUCUGAUGGCUGACAGUUUUGAUGUGGUGUUUACUAACAAUAUGUGCUAUUUUUACAGGGAUGGGAAGAAGCUCCAUAGCAUUAUGGGGAAGGACAGGCUUUUUCUGGUGCAGAUGCCUGUUGCUAAUGUUGCUGUUGCAGAAUCCCCUGAAGAAGCACAAGUGCAGUGUGCAAAUGUACCACCACAUCAUGAUUGUUUACACCUGUGCCACAGACGCUUUGGGCAUGCAGGGUGGUCUUAUGUUAAGACAGCCACUGAGAACACAAUUGGGUGUGGGUUCAAAGCAUAUGAUAAAUACUUAGAUUGUCAAGCUUGUAAGCAAUCGAAGAUUACGACAUGCACAUAUCCCAGGUCAGAAAGGAGGACCAGCAAACCCUUUGAGCUGGUUCAUGCAGAUUUAUGUGGUCCAAUGCAGGUCGCUUCAUUAAGUGGAUCGAAGCAUGUUUUGGUUCUGAUUGAUGAUUUUUCGAGACACACCUGGCUGUUUACAAUUAAACACAAGGGGAAGGCGGCUGCACUGAUCAGGGAUUGGAUCACAGCGGUAGAGCUGCAUUUCUCCGCCAGGGUGGUUUCCUUUCAAUCUGAUCGGGGGGCGGAGUUCACAGGUUCUGUGCUGCAAUCUUUCUUCAGGCAGAAAGGUAUCAGUCAUAGAUUGACUGCCCCCUACAGUCCGCAACAAAACGGGAUUGUGGAGAGAAAACACCGCAAGCUUCAGGAAGCAGCGGAUGCUAUGCUUGCAGACUCGGGUUUGCCACAGCGCUUUUGGGCCGAGAGUUAUAAGACUGCAUAUUUUUUACAGAACAGGGUGUUCAAUUCAAGUGUGGGAAACAACGCCCUAUUUUCUGCUGCAUGGUAAGAAGCCCAAAGUGGAUUUCUUGCGUGUGUUUGGCUGUGAGGCUUGGGUCCUCAUCCCAAAGGCCACUCACAGAAAGGGUGAACCAAGGUCCAGAAAAAUGAUCUUUGUAGGCUAUGAGCCGGGCUCAAAGGUGCGGCGUUUCACAUACCCUACUGGCAACCAGUCUAAGCUGCUUAUUAGCGGCAGUGCUGAGUUUUGCAAGCAGAGUGGGUGGAAACGUCUUCACGGGAACCCGGAUGUUCUGUUUGACUCAGAUGAGGAAGAGGAGGAGGAUGAAACUGAACCUGUUGCUGAGGUGCACAGUCCACAGCCACAGAGUCCAGAGCCGGGGUCUCCAAGGGAGAGGCUCCGAACCUCUCCAAAGGGAAGUCCCAAGACCCCUCCACAGGUCUCUGUCAAGUCUGAGCCAAGGAGUGAGCCAUCCUCGCCUGCAGACCCAGCUGUGAGGCCUAAAAGGCGCAGCAGGUCAGAGGGGGGAGGUUUCUGACACAGGGGAUGGUAUGGCUGGCCCAAGUGAAUCAGGCACUGUUCCAGAGUUCACGUUGAGAAGGUCAGCUAGGUCAACCAAGGGAAAGCCACCGGAAAGGUACGAAGCCACUAGCAUGUGGGUUGGUGUGGCUAGAUGUGAACCUGAAUCCUUUGAGGAUGUUCAGAAGUUGCCUCAGGAAGAAGCUAGCAAAUGGCAUGAGGCGAUGCAGAAGGAAAUGAAUUCAAUGGAGUCUCUUAGUGUGUUCUCACACAAUUGCCGGCUGGCAAGCAAGCUGUGAGUUGCAGAUGGGUUUAUCGCCUUAAACCCACAGAAGCUGGAGAACCACAGUAUAAAGCUAGAUUACUGGCCCGAGGAUUCACUCAGAGGAAAGGAGUCCACUUCACGGAGGUCUAUUCGCCGACCUCGAGGGCCGAGACUCUGAGGAUGCUUUUAGCUUUUGCUGCACAGAGAGGUUGGAAGGCGAGCCAUUUUGGUAUGGAUGUUGCCUACCUGGACUCAGACCUCCAGGAGGAGUUGUACAUGCUUCCUCUUCCGGGUUUUGAGGUCAGUGGGCCAGGCAUCGUGUGGCGGUUGCACAAAUCCAUCUAUGGAUUACGUCAAUCUGCCAGAAACUGGAACAUGUGUCUGAAUGAAGCCUUAGAAGAGCUAGGUUUCAGGAGAAGUGUUGCUGACAGCUGUCUCUACCUUAAAGGAUCAGGUGAGACACAGCAAGCUGCUCAGAUUUUUGUUGAUGAUAUUUUAUACAUAGCACAGACAGGUAAACAAGUGCAGAAGUUUGCUAGAGAGCUUGGAAAGCGGUUCAAGCUCAAGCAGCUUGGAGACGUCAAGUCGUAUCUUGGCGUAGGGAUCACUAGAACGAAAGAUGGAAGCUUUUUGCUCAGCCAGAAAGGUAAGAUUGAGCAGUUGCUUGAGAAGUUCAGAAUGUCUGAGUGUGCAGGUGUCAAAACGCCCAUGGAGGCUGGUUAUGUGAAAGAAUGUCAGCAAGCAGAACGCGCUGUGUUCGAAAAUGCUGAACUCUUUCAAUCAGCUCUGGGUAGUCUACUGUAUCUGUCACAGUGGAGCAGACCAGAUAUAGCGUUCGCUAUCAAUCUGCUCAGUAGAGAGGCUUCGAGUCCAAGUGUACAGGCCUGGAAUGGUAUUAAAUGGGUGCUGCGUUACCUGCAAGAUACCAAAGACUUUUGCCUCAAGAUGUCAGCUGAGGGUGGUGUCAAGCUUACCGCCUAGGUGGAUUCAGAUUGGGCUAACCUUGAGGACCGCAAAUCAGUGUCAGGCCUAGUGGUGAAGUUUGGGAACUCAGUAGUUGGGUGGAGGUCCCGUAAGCAAAGUCUCAGUGCUUUCAUCUACUGAAGCUGAGUUCAGUGCGCUAUCUGAGGUUUGCAGAGAACUGGAGUUCUAUGCGUGUUAGGUCCAGGAACUCUGUGGAGAGCAUUGUCUACCCAUCGUGGUGCAUGAAGACAACCAGCCAUGCCUCAAAUUGACCGAGACGGGGCAAUUCAAGGCCAGGACCAAACAUCUGGACAUACGUUUUCAGAAUGUGUGUCAGAGCGUUCGUGAGGGGCUAGUUGCUCUGAAAUACUGUCCCUCAACCAAGAACCUCGCUGAUGGUUUCAUGAAACCGUUAACCUUCCAGAAGCAUGAGGAGUUUUGUGAAGGUCUGUGUUUGGGGUGAACAUUGUUGCUUGUUUCCCCCAGAUGCAGAACAAGAGGGGGUGUGGAGUUUGGAGUUUACAGGGUUAAAACUCCUUGGUGUCCUGUAUCUGGGGAGGGGCCUGACGCAGGGCCAUACAUCAGACGCUUUGUCCAUCUUUGUCUGUGAGAGGAAUUUGCCUCGUGGAAAUUCGGGUCUGGCCGCCACGGCGAAGGCGGAGACCCACUAAAAAUCACAGGCGGGUGAAGCCUGUGAACGUGGGAUUCGGCGGGCACCUUUUGCGCCUCCCCUACUCGCGGGGAAACCCGGUUUUGGGGAUCCGGAGCAAUGUGGGGUGAGCGGCGCGGUGCUUCGGAUCGACUGCUUCUUCCACGGAGCGAAGCCGCAUAGCUGUUGCCGGAGAGUGCUGACUUUUUCCUGUGGACAAUUUGAUCUUAAAGCAACUACCCGUGAGUAGAGUGAAGAAUUGGAUUUUUAAAACAUCUUAAUUUGGCACUGAAACGGGGAGGUUCAAAACAGGAAGUCCACCUCCCCUUUUUGUAAAUAAGACUGAGGCAAAGAGGCUGCAAGCUAAAGUCUUGGAAAGCCUAUUGUAAAGGACUAAAUUCUUAUCAGUAAAAAAUAUUAACCCCCCCUUGGAAGCAGGAGAAGAGGGGGGAGGCUUUGGAUUGUAUAUCCCUGCAGGAGUGAGUGAGGAAGUUAAAAUACCACCGUUCCGAACCUGGAAACGGGCUGCCAGUAAAACCGACAUGUCUUGGAAGGUUCAUUGACAGCGAAUAGAACGUUCGGUGACAGCUAGCAUAAGAGAGAUACAUUGUUUCCAUUGUCUUCGUCUGCACUUAAAAAGGAGUAAAAGUAACGGAAAAUUGAAACAAUCUUACUGAACUUUAUUUUUAAAAAAGGAGGAAAGUAACUGAAAAUUGAAACUAACUUUGGAUUAUUGAAACUGUUUAAAAGAGGACAUACUGACCGAUACAAAUACAACUCGCUUUCCCCUAGUGGAAGCUUUUGAAAUUGGUUACUUGAUAGGAGCUGGGCUAGGGGAAUUUCCAGCUGCAAGAUAAGAAAGUGUGAGACUUUGGAAUUGACCUUGAAUCUUUUAAGUGUUAUGGCAAACAGAAAGGAAAAAACAGACGAGAUGUCGACAGAGGAGGCUUAGUGGCUGCAUUAUUGAAAAUAAACGAUUCGCUGGAACAACUCCACAAGAAAACAGAUGCGAGAAAUGUGAAAUUGGAUGUUGCAAAUAUUGAAAUUGAUUCAAUUGUAGAAAGUUUAAAUAACUUGGGACAAAAGGUGAAUACUAAUUCAGAAACCACUCAGAAACAGACACAGGAAUCUACUUCGAUAUGGCAAACUGCAGAUGAAGUUAGAGGGAAAACCCUUGCUGCUGAAUCUAAAAUAAUACAACUGGAGAGGAGAGUCCCAUCCAUACAAAGACAACCUGACGAACAUAAGUUGACAUUCGUUAUGAUUGAACUUGAAGAACGGAUGAAUUUGAGGACCAGAGCCCUAUCUGAAUUGGAAAAGGAAAGCUUGACAGAGUUUCAGGAGGCGAUACUAACAUUGGUUGAGAAAGAGAGGUAUUUGGGGGUUAGUAUGACUGCCAAAAAUGUGAAUUUGCUUAAGGAUAACUGUGAAGGAUGUUGGAUUGAGGAGAAGGGGGAUUUGGAAAUAUGGACAAAUCAGAAGUUGUCACUGUUGGGCCGAGUUACUGUGGUGGGGAUGAGGGCUGCUGUGUUGUUGGGGAUGUUGCUUUUGUUUCAAACACUGCAAGCCUUGGAUGGGAUGGAGGGUUUCAGGAGGUGGCAGAGGGAUGCUCCUAGAGUUGUUUGGCAGGGCAGGAAGCCUCGAGUAAAACUUAAGAUAUUGAUGGAUGCCAAAGAAGGAGGAGGAGGACCUGCCCUGCCAGACCUUUAAAUUUUGCUGUGAACUAUCUGCUUUUUGCUGGUUGAGAGAAUGGUUCCUUUUUGAAAACAUUGAAGCGUUGGACAAUGGCAGAUGAAAUUGAUGGACUAUAUGGAAUUGGCGGAAAUGACUGGCAAGAUCCGAGACCAGGGUGAAGAGUCGGUGGAAGAAGAUUGGAAAAAGUUUAAAGACCAUUUAUAGAGAUAUUGUAAAAUUAAGGAAUGUUAGAAAAAUGUUGGAAUGAAAUUAUAUGGCUUUGGCAGAAAUGUCAUAAGGAAUUAGGUAUAGAUAGGUUAAUAGAAAAUUAAAGGAAAAGUAUGGCAAGAAUGUGUUAAGAUAAUUAUAGAACAGAAAACAGAGUAAGAUGGAAAGGAAUUGCUGAAACAAUUAGAAGAAGUAGAAUACAAAAAGGGAGGUGGGAGGAGGUCGCUGGAAAUAAGUGAAUGAAAUAUAAGAUAUUGAAAAUGUUUGAGGUGUUUUUAAACUGUUUCUGCUUGUUUUUGCCUAGGGCUUGCCGAUCAGAAGGUCAUGGUUCGAAUCUCAGCGAUGGGGUGAGCUCCUGUUGCUCGGUCCCUGCUCCUGCCAACCUAGCAGUUCGAAAGAACGUCAUAGUGCAAGUAGAUAAAUAGGUACCGCUCCGGUGGGAAGGUAAAUGGCUACCUCGGCGGGUAAAGCGAGAUGAGCGGCGCAACCCCAGAGUUGUCCGCAACUGGACCUAAUGGUCAGGGGUCCCUUUACCUUUACCUUUACUUGAAGUACCAAACCACGAUGUAGCCGUGCUCUUUUCUUUUCUUUUUUUUUUUAAAUAUUUUUUAUUACAUUUUUCCAGAUAAAAAUACAAAAUCAGAUAUACAAAGAAAUAACAGAAGAGAAAAAAGAAAGAAAAAGAAAAUCAUCUUUUCAAAACAUUUUUCCAUAACCAACCGGACUUCCCCACGUCUCCCUCACCGUGCG
Molecule: messenger RNA, 82605 nt
Organism: Podarcis lilfordi (Lilford's wall lizard)
Lineage: Eukaryota; Metazoa; Chordata; Lepidosauria; Squamata; Lacertidae
Source: the annotation of a GenBank genome assembly